Messenger RNA from Misgurnus anguillicaudatus (oriental weatherfish), 83282 nucleotides. Lineage: Eukaryota; Metazoa; Chordata; Actinopteri; Cypriniformes; Cobitidae. The record is from RefSeq and is a predicted model, not a curated record.
GUUCUGAGCAGUUGGAGCAUUCCCAGCCUUGCCUCGGGUGUAGGGAUUGCAAGGAAAAAGCAAAACUACACGGUCUAGAUCCUGUGUAGUUUUGUUUUUUGGGUUAUAACGGGGCCCAACCGUUCUCACCUUGGAUUUUCUGGAAUCAUUUUGGAUAAGAGGAUUGUUGCUGAGGCAAUAGACACCUGGGCACAGUCCCAUCAAAUAUAGGCAGCCUUGUGAUACAAGGUGCCUUCAGUCAUGUCAACACAAGCUCCAUCGUUUACACAGCCGCUUCAGAGCGUUGUGGCACUUGAGGGUAGUGCUGCAACGUUCGAGGCUCAAGUUAGUGGUAAUCCAGUUCCAGAGGUGAGCUGGUUUCGUGAUGGCCAGGUUCUUACUGCUGCCGCUCUGCCCGGCGCUCAGAUCUCAUUCAGCGAUGGCCGCGCUGCUUUGAUGAUCCCCGCCGUGACAGCCGCACACAGCGGAAGAUUUUCUGUCAGAGCCACCAAUGGCGCUGGACAAGCCACUAGCACAGCUGAACUGCUGGUUACAGCGGAAACUGCGCAGCCAAGCUUUAUUCAGAGACUACAAAAUAUGACCGUGAGACAAGGAAGCCAAGUGAGACUGGAUGUUCGAGUUGCAGGAAUCCCUACACCUGUGGUGAAGUUUUACAGAGAGGGAGCCGAGAUUCAAAGCUCCGCUGACUUUCAGAUUCUUCAGGAUGGAGACCUUUACAGCUUGUGGAUCGCUGAAGCUUUCCCAGAAGAUUCAGGAACGUAUUCUGUCAGUGCUUCUAACAGCAGUGGACGUGCGACCUCAACCGCCGAGCUUCUAGUUCAAGGCGAGGAGCUUGCAGUGCCUGCUAAGAAGACCAAGACUGUCGUGUCAACCUCUCAGACUCACCAGGCUAGAAUUGAAAAGACAAUGGAGGCCUCUUAUGAGUCUUCAGACAUGAUGGAAAUGCAGAUUGAGGAUGGUGAUUUUGAUCACAAAGCACAUCCUCAUGUGUCUCCAAAGCCAUCGACAGGGGUGACAAAGGUUGCAUCUCCUCGCCAACAGUCCCCCUCUCCUGUGAGAUCUGUUAAAGCCCCCAGUCACGCACCUCACAGAUCUACUUCUCCUUUAAGAAUGUCUGAGUCUCCAAUCAGACCAGUGAAAUCUCCAAUGACAUUUACCAAGCCAUUAGCACAGGGUGAGGAGGUUCCUCCACCGUGGAAGCAGGAGGGUUAUGUGGGAGAGCCCAGCUAUACUAGUUUGACUUCUGGGACAUCAUAUGUCCAAACCUCAUCCACAUUUGCCCACAAGGAGCAGCAAUGGGAAGGUUCUUUUACUUUACAGCAACAAGCUGGUGGAGUCGCUUUUAAAGAGAUUGCUGAGACUGCAGGAAUCCCAUCCUACACACAAGAACAAGUAAUGCCACCAACUGUCGUUGCUGGUUUAAAGAACGUGAGCGUCACUGAGGGAGAUUAUGUGACUUUGGAGUGCCAGAUUUCAGGUCACCCCACUCCAGCCAUUAUGUGGUUCAGAGAGGAUUACAGAAUCGAGAACUCCAUUGAUUUUCAGAUCACUUAUGAAAACAGUUUUGCCCGUUUGGUGAUUCGCGAGGCCUUUGCUGAAGAUAGUGGCCGCUUCACUUGCACUGCUACCAGUGAGGCUGGAACCAUCAGCACCUCCUGCUACCUGCUGGUCAAAGUUUCAGAAGAUAUUGACAGCCGAGAGGAUUACGCUUCUGUCUCUGAACAUGCUGAAAUGGCAGCUCAGGAAAGACAGUAUGAAGCCAAAGAGGAGACCAUGUCUGAAAUGAGUGCUGUCUCUGAGUCUGUGGAUGCUGGAGCAGGCGCUGCCCCAUUCUUUAUAAAGAAGCCCACAGUUCAGAAACUGGUUGAGGGUGGCAGUGUUGUCUUUGAGUGCCAGAUCGGAGGCAGCCCCAAACCACAUGUUUACUGGAAGAAGAGUGGAAUCCCACUCACUACUGGAUACAGGUACCGAGUAGCUUAUAAUAAAGACACAGGGGCCUGCAAGCUGGAGAUCUCCAUGACGUUUCCCGAUGAUGCUGGAGAGUACACCAUCUUUGCCAGGAACCAACUUGGAGAGAUCUCUGCCUCAGCCGUGCUGCUUGACGAGGAGUCAUAUGAUCUCUAUAUGAAGAAACAAGAAGUAACAUAUAAGACAGAAGUAACAGUUGAGGAGCCAAAAGUUGCUGAUGUGCCUGCUUUUACCGAGAGUGAAACUGAGAAAGAGAUGCUCAUCCAAAGAAGGAUGGCUCAGCAAUCCCAGAUGAUGCGGACCCUUCUCACAGAGCAGGAGUUCCAGAUCUCUCAUUUUGAGCAGAGAUGCAUCCAAGAAAUUGAGUUCCGUCUACUCAAGAUUACUUAUCAGGAGUUGGUGUCUGAGGAUGGGGAGCGGAUGGAUAUGAGUGUUUCUGAGCAUGAUGCUGUUUAUCCAGUAUUUAAUACCCCAGUUAAACAUUACAGACUUAGGGAGGGAAUGAGUGCAACUUUCCAUUGCAGGAUGACAGGAACUCCACUCCCUAAGAUUACCUGGUAUAAAGAUGGCAGGCGCAUUACACAUGGAGGUCGCUAUCAGAUGGAGGCUCUGCAGGAUGGUAGAGCCAGUCUGCGUCUUCCCGUGGUGCUGCCAGAAGAUGAGGGUGUCUACACUGCUUUGAUCAGUAACAUAAAGGGUAAUGCUGUCAGCUCUGGAAAGCUGUCUGUUGAGCCAACCGGGACAGCACCGCCACAGUUUGCUCAACCAGGGGCAGUUCAAAGAAUCCGGUCCACGUCACCACGCUCUUUAAGUCGUUCCCCUGGGCGCUCACCUGCACGUAGACUUGAUGACACAGAUGAGAUACAGCUAGAAAGGCUGUACAAGCCUGUGUUUGUACAGAAGCCAUCAUCCUUAAAGUGCUCUGAGGGACAGACUGCACGAUUUGAUCUGAAAGUUGUUGGAAGACCCAUGCCUGACACUUACUGGUUCCACAAUGGACAACAAGUGGGCAAUGACUACACCCAUAAGAUUGUAAUAAAGGAGGAUGGAACUCAGUCGAUGAUUGUGGUUCCUGCCAUGCCUCAGGACUCUGGAGAGUGGACAGUUGUUGCUCAGAACAGAGCUGGAAAGACUUCUGUAUCCAUCACUCUUACUGUUGAAGCCAAGGAAAACCUGGUGAGGCCCCAGUUUAUUGAGAAAUUAAGAAACAUCAGUGUUAAAGAAGGUACUUUGGUGGAGCUGGCUGUCAAAGCCAUUGGCAAUCCCAUUCCUGACAUUGUCUGGCUGAAGAACAGUGACAUCAUCUCCCCGAACAAACACCCAAACAUCAGGAUUGAGGGUGGUAGAGGUGAGGCUUGUUUUAAGAUUCCUUCAAGUGUCGGAUCAGAUAGUGCCUGGUAUACGGCUACUGCCAUUAACAAAGCUGGCAGAGACACCACUCGCUGCAAAGUCAAUGUUGAGGUGGGCACAGUCCAGCCUCAACCUGAGAAGAGGCUUGUCAUUCCCAAGGGAACGUACAAGGCCAAAGAAAUCGCUGCACCGGAGUUGGAGCCACUGCAUCUUCGCUAUGGCCAAGAUCAAUGGGAAGAGGGCGAUCUCUAUGACAAAGAGAAACAGCAGAAGCCACACUUUAAAAAGAAGUUGACCUCAGUCAGACUAAAGCGAUUUGGACCAGCUCACUUUGAGUGUAGAUUGACCCCUAUUGGCGACCCAACCAUGAUUGUUGAGUGGCUACAUGAUAGCAAGCCACUGGAAGCUGCUAACAGACUGCGUAUGGUCAAUGAGUUUGGGUAUUGUAGUCUUGACUAUGAAGCUGCUUAUUCCAGGGACAGUGGUAUCAUUACUUGCAGAGCCACCAACAAGUUUGGUGUUGACCAGACCUCUGCAACAUUGAUUGUUAAAGACGAGAAGAGUCUGGUGGAGGAGAGCCAGCUGCCAGAAGGAAGGAGAGGACAAAGAAUAGAUGAAAUUGAGCGUAUUGCCCAUGAGGGUGGCCCUUCAGGAGUUACUGGAGAUGAUGUACUUGAGAAGACUAAGCCAGAGAUUGUGAUGCUUCCAGAGCCAAUAAGAGUUAUGGAAGGGGAUACCGCUAAAUUCCGCACAAGGGUGACCGGCUACCCAACUCCAAAAGUCAACUGGUACCUUAAUGGACUGCUCAUUCGCAAGAGCAAAAGAUUCAGGCUGUUAUUUGACGGUAUUCACUACUUGGAAAUUGUAGACACCAAAUCCUAUGAUUCAGGAGAUGUUAAAGUUGUGGCUGAAAACCCUGAAGGUGUAGUUGAACAUGUUGUGAAAUUUGAGAUUCAGCAGAAGGAGGACUUCAGGUCAGUCUUGCGCCGUGCUCCUGAGAUUAAGGUUCCUGCACCUGUGCUAUCCCAAGAGCAUGGCAGAGUCUCCUUUGAGGUUGUCAAAGCUGAGAAGCCAUCCGAGUCCUCUAAAGACAAGGAAGUGGUUAAGCUGAGGAAAACUGAGAGAUUGACCCAUGAGAAACUAACAGAAGAGACAGAAGAACUGAGAAGCAAGUUUAAACGUAGGACCCAGGAGGGCUACUAUGAAGCAAUAACUGCAGUUGAGCUGAAGUCCCGCAAGAAGGAUGAGUCUUAUGAGGAUAUGCUAAGGAAGAGAAAGGAAGAACUCCUUCAUCGUGCCAAAGAACUAGCGUCUGAUGCUGAAAUUCUUAAAGAAGAGGAACGGAAACUGACCAUUCCCAAAUUUAAACCAGAGAGAAUUGUACUCUCUCCUAGCAUGGAGGCUCCAAAGAUCAUGGAACGAAUCCAGAGCCAAACAGUUUGCUUGGGCGAUGAAGUACACUUCCGUUGUAGAGUCACCGGUAAACCAGAUCCAGAGUGUCAGUGGUUCAAGAAUGGAAUCCUACUGGAGAAAUCAGACCGGGUUUACUGGUACUGGCCAGAGGACCAGGUCUGUGAACUAGUGAUCAUGAAUGUUUCAGCUGAGGACUCAGCGAGUGUGAUGAUCAAAGCCAUGAAUGUUGCUGGUGAGACCUCAAGCCAUGCCUUCCUGCUGGUUCAAGGAAAACAAGUUAUUUCAUUCACACAACAACUAGAAGAUUUGAAUGCUAAAGAGAAAGACACCAUGGUGACCUUUGAAUGUGAAACAAAUGAGCCAUUUGUCAAGGUCAAAUGGCUUAAAAACAACGCAGAAAUUUUCUCCGGAGACAAAUACAGGAUGCACUCUGACAGAAAGGUGCAUUUCAUGUCUGUGCUGGUGAUUGAAAUGAAGGACGAAGCAGAGUACAGUUGUGUGGUUGCUGACGAUGAACACAUUAGAACUACUAGCACACUUCAUGUUGAAGGUGCACCACUUGAAAUUGUAAAGAACCUUGAGAAUACAGAAGUGCCUGAGACAUACGCUGGAGAGUUUGAAUGCGUUUUGUCACGUGAGGAUGCAGAAGGCACCUGGUAUUUCGAGAACAAAGAAAUCACUUCUAGUCUCAAAUAUGUCGUGUCUGCACGUCGUGGUCGCCAUAGUCUUUCUGUGAAAGAUGUUAAGAAGGAGGACCAAGGAAAAUACACCUUUAAAGUGGGAGAUCUUAAGACAAGUGCCACCCUUAAGAUGAAAUUGCGCCCCGUCACUCUGAUGCAAGGACUUUCUGACCUGACAAUCUGUGAGGGUGACAUUGCCCAGCUUGAAGUGAGAUUUUCUCAAGAAAAUGUGGAAGGCUCGUGGAUGAAGAAUGGUCAGGCCAUCUCUGCUUCCAGUAAGAUUCACAUGGUCAUCGACAAAGUCACCCAUAAGCUUCUCAUUGAAGAUGCCAGUAAGGAUGAUGCUGGGAUUUACUCCUUUGAUGUACCUGCUCAGGACAUUUCUACAUCUGCAAAACUAACAGUUCAGAUCAUUGGCUUCUUGGCACCACUAAAGGACAUUUCCACAGUGGAAGGCACUAAAGCUGUCCUGGAGGCUAAAAUCUCUGCCCCUGAUAUAAGCUCAAUAAAAUGGUACCACAAUGAUAAGCUUGUGACACCGAGUGACAGAGUCCAGGUGGUUGUCAAAGGAUCCAAACAGAGACUUGCCAUAAGCAGGACCUACGCUUCAGAUGAAGGACAAUAUAAGCUGAUUGUUGGCAAAGUGGACUCAACCUGUACACUUUCUGUCCAGGAAAUCAGCAUUGUUAAACACAUGGAGGACCGUGUUUGCACCGAGACUCAGAACGUCAACUUUGAGACAGAGGUAUCCCACCCUGGCAUUGAUGCUCUUUGGACUUUCAAGGGUCAACCUUUAAAAGCAGGUGCAAAGUACAAGAUUGAGUCCAAAGGUACACACCAUAGCCUUACCGUUCUGAAUGCCAUGAAGGAUGAGGAGGGAGAGUACGCGUUCAUGGCUGGCGAGAAGGAAUCCAGAGCACAGCUUAUUGUAUCAGGCGGUGCUAUAAACAGGCCACUCCUUGAUGUAACUGUAGCAGAAUCCCAGACUGCAGAACUGGAGUGUGAAGUCGCAAAUCCCACCACGGAAGGCAAAUGGCUGAAAAAUGGCCAACCUGUUGACUUCAGUGAUAAUGUGACCAGUGAAAGUGAUGGCACUGUCAGACGACUGGUCAUCGCCAUCACUCGACCACAAGAUGUUGGAGAGUACACAUACCAGGUGGCAAACUCCAAAACAUCAGCUAACUUGAAAGUUGAAGCUGUAAAAAUCAAGAAGACAGUAAAGAACCAGACUGUUACCGAGACCCAGGACGCAGUGUUCAGUCUUGAGCUCACCCAUUUAGACGUCAAAGGAUCCCAGUGGAUCAAGAAUGGAGUAGAAAUUGUUCCCAGUGAUAAACAUGAGAUAACCGUACAGGGCGUGGUGCACACCCUGAAGAUCAAGGACUGUAACACCCAAGAUGAAUCAGUCUAUGGAUUUAAACUUGGAAAGCUCUCUGCAAAUGCCAGACUGAAUGUUGAAACUAUCAAAAUCGUGAAGAAGCCUAAGGAUGUGACAUCACUGUUGGGCGCCACCGCCUCUUUUGAGCUGAGUUUGUCCCAUGAUGACAUUCCAGUUCAGUGGAUGUUCAAGAACCAAGAGCUCAAGCCAAGUUCAAAUGUCAAAAUACUGUCUGAAAGGAAGGCCCACAAACUUGUCAUUCAGAGCGUUGAAGACCACAUGGCUGGAGAAUACGUCGCCGUGGUUGGACAUAUGCAGUGCAGUGCACAUCUUCAUGUGGAAUCUUUGAGAGUCACAAAACCUCUGAAGAACAUUGAGGUUCCAGAGACCCACGUUGCCACAUUCGAGUGUGAAGUUUCACAUUUUAAUGUCCCAUCUGCCUGGCUGAAGGAUGGGGUUGAGAUUGAGAUGAGCGAGAAGUUUGGAAUUGUGGUCCAGGGUAAAUUGCAUCAGCUGAAGGUUAUGAACACCAACCAAGAGGACGCUGCAGAAUACACAUUCGUGUGCGGAAAUGACGCCGUCUCCGCUACCCUGACUGUUAACUCAAUUAUCCUCACAUCCGAGCUUCAGGAUCAAAAUGCUAAAGAGAAAGACACUGUAACGUUUGAAGUGACUGUCAACUAUGAAGGCAUCACCCACAAAUGGUUAAAGAACGGAGUAGAGAUCCGUUCCAGCGAUAGAUGCCAAACUCGCUUCAAACAACUCACUCACUCUCUUACUAUCCGUAACGUUCACUUUGGAGAUGUUGGGGAGUACAAGUUUGUCGCAGGAUCUGCCGAGACUUCAGCAAACCUCUUUGUUGACGCUCGUGUAAUUGAAUUUACAAAGCCCAUCCAUGACAUCAAGGUAACUGAGAAAAAGAAGGCUAUCUUUGAAUGUGAGCUCUCUGAACCCAACAUCCAAGUGAUGUGGAUGAAGAAUGGGCAAGAACUGGAAAUGUCUGACAGGUUCAAAUCCACCUCUGAGAAACAAAUACAGCGAUUGAUCAUUCAGACAGUGCGCAUGUCUGAUGCUGGAGAGUACUCAGUGGUUGCCGGUGGAAGUGUUGCUAAAGCUUCACUCACAGUGGAGGGCAAGGAUGUUAAGAUCUCUGAGCCUGCUGAAAGAAACAUCAAUGUGGUUGAGAAACAGAGAGCUACAUUUGAGUUUGAAGUUAAUGAGGAUGAAAUCGAAGGCCGCUGGCUUAAAAAUGGUGUUGAAAUCCAAUUUUCUGAGGAGAGAUUCAAAUAUGUGACCAUUAGAAAAACACAUCGCUUGACAAUUAUUGAAACCUUCAGAAGUGAUGCUGGUGAAUAUACUUUCAUUGCGGGAAAGAACAGGAGCUCCGUCCAUCUAAAUGUCCAGAUCCCCGAGCCUCCUCAGAUUGUCACGGAAAUGCAGCCUCUAUCUGUUGAGGCUGGCAAGCCUGCACGUUUCUCCGUGGUGGUGACAGGAACCCCUCAACCCCAGGUAUCCUGGUACAAGAACUCUCAGGCUCUGUCCUCUGGGUUCAAGUGUAAGUUUUUGAGGGAUGCCGGUGAGUGCGCAUUGCUCCUCAUUGAGGUCUUCCCAGAAGAUGCAGCACUGUACACCUGUGAAGCUAAGAAUGACUAUGGAGUAGCCACAAGCUCUGCUUCGCUUAAUGUGGAAGUUUCAGAAGUGGUUUCUCCAGACAUUGUAGCUCCAGUGUCACCACCAGUAAUCAUUGCAUCACUUCAAAGUACUUCUGCUGAAGAAGGAGAACCAGCAAGUUUCCAGUGCCGUGUGUCUGGAGAUGAUUUGACGAUUACAUGGUACUGCAAGGAUAAAGAAAUAGUGCAGUCAGACAACUUCAGAAUGUCUCAGAUUGACGAUAGCUGCCAACUGGACAUUUCCAGAGCUUAUGUGACCGAUGCAGGGGAAUAUACAUGUGUUGCACGCAAUUCUGGAGGAAUGGUCUCUUGCUCUGGAGUUUUAACAGUCAAUGAUGGCAGUGUGAAAACAGUAGGUAGGCAAAGUGUUUCAAGUGGCGGACUAACUCGUUCAGAGAUGUUCACCUCCCAGACCAUGAGUGAGACUCAUUCGUCCACUAUGCAAACUUUUGAAACUGUGUCUACCAUGAUGAUGUCCACAACAUCUGUUAAAAGCAUAGAGGUCCAACAAGUGACCUCUGUGGAAACUUACUCUUCGAGCCCUGUGUUGACCCACAAAAUGAGUGACCUCAGUGUAAACCUGGGCGAUGUGGCACAGUUCGAUUGUUCCUUCAGUGGACAGCCGUUUACCGAGAUUGUAUGGAAUCAUAAUGGACGGCCAAUCCCAAAUACAGAAAGGGUGCAGUAUGUUAAUCAAGGAGGUGUCAUAUCUCUCGUCAUACUUAAUGUGCAGCUCGGAGACCAGGGAAGUUACUGCUGUACUGUUAAAAAUAGAAAUGGCGAGAGUCAAACGUCUGCACAGCUUACAGUAGAAGCUAAAGAAGCGAAUCCCAACGAAACCCCCGUACCCUCCGAUUCAAUCAGUAAAUCUUCUAAAACCGAAAAUGAAUCAAGUAAAAAGGCCUCUGAGCAGGAAAAACAGGAGACUGUACAGAAUGUUGGAGACCUGGCAUCAAAGUGGCAGAUAAGCCGACAUUACGAUCCUGAUGUUAUACCUUUGUUGGAGCGUGACAUGUAUGAUGCAAUUCAGCCAGAGUUCCUUGUGAAACUGUCCCCAGAAUUCCUUGCCAAACAAAAGGAGAGUGUUUUUCCUUAUUAUGUAUUCAAAGGAAGACCCUCUCCAUUCAUUAUAUGGCUACACAAGCAGUUGAUCAAUGAAGAGCCAAAGUCAUACUCCUUGAAACAUGAUGAGCCCUUGUGCUGCUUAAAUGUAAAGAACCUCGGUUCUGGGCAAGGGGGCACAAAUUCUUGCAAGGUUAUCAAUGAUGCAGGAGACAAAACAUGCAGCACUCGGACAGUGUCCAAAGUGGAAGAAGAGACAGUUCAUGAAGAGGAAGUCAGAGUGCCUCCAGUUUUCAAGAGGAAGAUAACUGACAUGGACACCAACGUUGGCAGCCCAGUGAAGUUUGAAUGUGAGAUUGAAGAUGCGCCCAAUGUGACUUUCAAGUGGUUCAGGUCUGGAUCAGAAAUCAAACAGGGUGACAAGUACAGGAUCAUCAGCAAGGUCAGCUCCUCAUCCUUGGAGCUCCUCAACCCAACAAAGGCAGACGCUGGAGAAUACAUGUGCCGUAUCUCAAAUAAGCAUGGUAGUGACAGCUGCGCUGCUAAGCUGAGCAUCACUGAAACCCCCUUCAUCAGAAAAGAAUUACCAAUGGAUGUAGUGAAGGAGACCUGUGCUUUAUUUGGACAUGAGGUCUUUGAUACUGCCCCAUUUGACAUGAACGGGUAUAUGCAUAAGAGAUGUGUCACUUCUGACAAAACACAAAUAUUAUUUGAGGAUUUAAUCGGAUAUUUGGACAAGCAUCCCUUUGAAAGUUCAAAUGUUGGGGAGUACCAAUGUUACCUGUCAAACGAAGUUGGGAAAAUCGUCUCAAAAUCAGUUGGUAUGAUAAGAGAGCCGGCCAAGUUUGUGAAGAAGUUGACAGACAUGACUAUCCCAAUGAGUCAGAAACUGAAACUUCAGUGCACAUUUACCGGAGCACCCAAGAUGUUUGUUACAUGGUACAAAGAUGGAAAGCAACUCUAUGCCUCCUACAGAUACAACACAUGGAUAAAUGAUGACACUUGCAGCUUGGAGUGUCUUCAUGAGUGUAAUAAUGACACAGCUGGACAAUACUCUUGUGAGGUGUCCAAUUCCUAUGGAACUGAUAUCUGUCAUGCCCAAGUGACCACUGAGCGCAAAAUUCCACCAACCUUCACUAAGAAACCCUCAGAGCAAGUUGAGGAUAGUGAGGGCAAAUUGGUGAAGCUUGAGGCUCGAGUGUCUGGCUCACAACCUCUGUCUGUAAGCUGGUACAAAGAUAAUGGAGAGAUCUUGAGCUCUGACAUCUGUGACAUUUCCUUCAAGAACAACAUAGCUGUGAUGUGCAUCAAGAAUGCCAAAGCCACAGACAGUGGUGCUUACACAUGCAGUGCUACGAAUGAAGCUGGCUCUGCCUCCUUCGAGGUGGUGGUUAACAUCAAAGAGCAAAAAAUACCACCAUCUUUUGACGUUCCCCUUAAACCUGUGACAAUCAAUGAGGAGGAAAGGCUAAACCUUAGCUGCCAUGUCUGUGGCUCCACUCCUCUGAAUAUUCAGUGGAUGAAGGACAGAAGGGAAGUCACAUCUUCUGCUAGCACCAAAAUCACAUUUGUGGACGGCACAGCCACCCUGGAGAUAUCCAAGGCAUCCAAAACAGAUGCCGGUGACUAUUUAUGCAAGGCAACAAAUGAUGCUGGUAAUGAAUUCUCCAAAGCUAAAGUCACCAUUGCAGAAAAACGUAGUGCUGCACCAGCAAAAGUGCCAGCAGCCCCCACAGAAACUCAGGCAGUUAAAAAACUGGACAACUUGUUCUUCAUUGAGGAACCCAAGAGCCUUCAUAUCAUUGAGAAGGGCACAGCUACCUUCAUUGCUAAAGUUGGUGGAGAUCCCAUUCCCAAUGUUAAAUGGAUGAAGGGCAAAUGGCGACAGAUGACUCACGGUGGUCGAGUCAGCAUUCAACAAAAGGGCCAAGAGGCCAAGUUGGAGAUCAAGGAGGUGACCAAAUCCGACUCUGGUCAGUACAGAUGUAUUGCCUCAAACAAACAUGGAGAAAUUGAGUGCAGCACUGACAUGAAUGUUGAACAGAAGAAAGAGACUGGACCAGAGAUGGUGACACUGAAGAAAACUCCAUCAAAGCAGAAAUCUCCAAAAGAGACCAAAGACAUUGACAUUGUUGAGCUGCUACGAAACGUAGACCCAAAAGAGUAUGAGAAAUAUGCUCGCAUGUAUGGAAUCACAGACUACCGUGGUAUCCUUCAAGCCAUUGAGAUACUGAAGAAGGAGAAAGAACACGAAAGUGGAAGACGGGAAAGCGAACAUGGGCGAGAAUACGAUGAAGAUUUGGCAAAACUUAUGUCUGAUUUGCAAAGCAGAAUGGAACACACUGAACCUGUUACCCUGGUUAAAGACAUUAAGGACCAAACAACGCAAGUUAACAAGGAUGCAACAUUUGAGUGUGAGAUUAAAAUCAACUAUCCAGAGAUUUCACUCUCUUGGUAUAAGGAUACAAGGAAGCUAGAAACAAGUGAUAAAUACGAAGUUCAAAUUGUGGAUGAUCAUCACAUAUUGAAGAUCAAGAACUGUCAGACCAGCGACCAGGGAAAUUACCGUGUCGUUUGUGGGCCACAUAUAUCCAGUGCCAGACUGACAGUAAUGGCUGACCAAAUUCAAUUCACCAAGCGCAUUCAGAAUAUCGUGGUGAACGAACGUCAGUCGGCCACUUUUGAGUGCGAGUUGGCCUUUGACAAUGCGGUUGUCGCCUGGUAUAAAGACUCAUGGGAACUUAAAGAGAGCCCAAAAUAUACCUUCAGAUGUGAAGGACGAAGACACUUUAUGGUCAUCCGUAAUGUAACAUCUGAGGAUGAAGGCGUGUACUCUGUGAUUGCACGACUGGAGCCUGUGGGUGAAACUAAAAGUACAGCUGAGCUUUAUCUGUCAGGCAAAGAAAUUGAGUUAAGAACGCGUUCCUUUGAUGUUCCUGAUACAUCAAUACAUGUGCCUGAUGUGACAUCUGUGAUAAGUUUUAAAGAUGAAACCUCUGAAUUUCAUUAUGAAGAAAAGACUGAAAUAACAGAGUAUCAGAGCUGGACAGUCGAAGAGAAGAGUGUUACAUAUGAACUCUCUUCAGUGCAAGAGCUGCAGAAACCUGUUGAGGAGACAGUGACAAAACGUGUAGUAGAAAAUAUGGAAGAGGCCCCUAAGAAAGUACUGGAAGUUAUACAGCUACCAGAAGAGACACCAGACACAACCUUCAUACAGACUGCACUGAUUCCUGAAAAAGAACCCGAGGUCAGGAAACCUGUUGAGGAGAAAGUGGCCUCUCUUAAAGUGACGGAACAAAAAGAACAACCCCCAGCCAAAGCCUCAGAGCCUAAGCCUCAGGUGCCAGCAGAACCCAAAGAGACUCCAGUGGUUGUGGCUAAGCCUGAACCUAAGCCUGAGCCAAAGGUUAUUUCAAAGCCUGAGCCAGUAGCUACACCAAAACCUGAACCAAAAGCUACACCAAAACCUGAGACCAAGCCUGAGCCAAAGGUUACUCUAAAACCUGAGCCUAAGCCUGAGCCGAUAGCUACACCCAAGCCUGAGCCGAUAGCUACACCAAAACCUGAGCCCAAGCCUGAGCCAAAAGUUACUCUAAAACCUGAGCCCAGGCCUGAGCUGGUAGCUACACCCAAGCCUGAGCCGAUAGCUACACCAAAACCUGAGCCCAAGCCUGAGCCAAUACCUACACCCAAGCCUGAGCUGAUAGCUGCACCAAAACCUGAGCCCAAGCCUGAGCCAGUACCUACAUCCAAGCCUGAGCCAAAAGUUACUGCAAAACCUGAGCCCAAGCCCGAGAAAGCUGUGGCACCGUCUGUCAAAGCACUUGAAGCUCCUAAAAAGCCAGAAGCAGUACCUCAACCAGCUAUUAAAAAAGAUGAGGCUUUAACUUCAAAGCCAGAAACUGCUCAAAUUAAAGCUCCUUUGGAGAUGAAGGAGACAGUUGCUUCAAAAGUAAAGCUAGAUAAUAAACCAGAGCCGGCACUUGCUGCCCCUGUGCCACCAAAGACAGAGCCAUCAAAGAAAGAAGUCUCUCAGCUACCUCAAGAUCUCUCAUCUACACCUGUCUUUUCCAAGCCACCAAAAGUAGAGACAGCUAGUCAGCGAAUGCACACUCCAGAGCCAGUUAGAAAACAAUCAGCUCCACUGGAGAUUAUUCAAGAACCCACAAGAAAGCCAACUUACCAAGAAGUGUCCAAAGCAGAACCUGAGAAAAAGGUAGAGCCUUUGCCUAAACUUUCGGAGCCCCGGGAAGCAGAACAAGUUAAAAAACAAGACCCACCAAAGAUGGCACCAAUUACAAAGCCACCAGUUGCAUACAAAAAGGAGACUUAUUCACAGAAAGUGGUUGAAGUAAAGCCUGCAGAAGUAUCAUCUGAGAGAAAACCAGUGGGUACACUGGAGACUGAGAUGCCCUCAGCCAAAGUCUUUUCAGCUUCAGAGAGUAUUGACCGAAUUCCCAAUAAAGUGGAAGUAACAACACAAAAGAUUUACAUGAAGGAAGAAGUUUGUUUGACUAAAGAAGUCGUGAAGGAGAGUCGUGGCAUUUCUCAUAUGCCUGAAGAUAUUUUGCCCGUCCAAGCUGAAGAACAUUUCGUGGGUCAUCACAGUAGAGAACCAACUGAUGUUGUGAAGAUGAUUGAAACGGAGGUCUCCAGGAAGCCAGAACAAGCACCAGCUUUAGAGAUGGCUGAAAUGAAAAAGGAGAUAUUAGUCACAUGUAGUAUUUCAAAAAGAGAUGAAAGCUUCGCAGAUGUGGUCCUACCUAUCAGUGAGGCAUCACUGGAAAGGCAAGAAAUUACACAGAAUGAAAAGUAUGCAGUGAACGAUAGUUCAAUCCAGAAGAAACAUGUCACCACUGAAACAGAGGUGAUCAUUCAAAGACAAGAAGAAGUUCCCAAGAAAAGUACUGAAGCCAAGAGAUCACAGACAGAACCUCCUCAGACUACACCAGUAGUUAAAGCAAAAGAGAUUGGAAACGAAUUAGAUAAAGUGCAUGACAAAGAUGAGAAGACCCAGGCUGUAGCAUCUUCUGUGUCAGAAGUUAUUUCUUCUACAAAAGAACCAGAAUUGGUGAAGCAACCUGAACCCGUUGCACCCAAACCAACUGUGGUUCCAGUUGAACAGAAAAGAUUGCCUCCUUCAAAAGAGCCCACUGUUGAAAAGAAACCAGUACCUGAAGCACCAAAGCCGACUGUGGCUCCAGUUGAACAGAAAAAAGAGCCCACUGUUGAAAAGAAAACAGCACCUGAAGCAUCAAAACCAACCGUGGCUCCAGUUGAAAAGAAAGUACUGCCUGCUCCUAAAGAGCCAACUGUUGAAAAGAAAGCAGUACCUGAAGCACCAAAACCAACCGUGGCUCCAGUUGAAAAGAAAGUACUGCCUCCUCCUAAAGAGCCCACUGUUGAAAAGAAACCAGCACCUGAAGCGCCAAAGCAGACUGUGGCUCCAGUUGAAAAGAAAGUACUGUCUCCUGCUAAAGAGCCAAUUGUUGAAAAGAAAUCAAAGCCAGUUGUUGAAAAGAAACCAGUACCUGAAGCACCCAAACCAACCGUGGCUCCAGUUGAAAAGAAAGUACUGCCUCCUCCUAAAGAGCCAACUGUUGAAAAGAAAGCAGUACCUGAAGCACCAAAACCAACCGUGGCUCCAGUUGAAAAGAAAGUACUGCCUCCUCCUAAAGAGCCCACCGUUGAAAAGAAAGCAGUACCUGAAGCACCAAAACCAACUGUGGCUCCAGUUGAAAAGAAAGUACUGUCUCCCCCUAAAGAGCCCACUGUUGAAAAGGCACCAGUUCCUGAAGCACCAAAGCCGACUGUGGCUCCAGUUGAACAGAAAAUAUUGCCUCCUAAAGAGCCCAUUGUUGAAAAGACACCUGAAACUGAAGCACCAAAACCAACAGCAGCUCCACUUGAACCUAAACUUUCUCCUCCUACAGAUGCAGACGGCCCUGUCACUGCUCCAGGUCCUCCACCAAAAGAUGGCAAACCUAAGGAUGAGUCACCUUUCGGAAGAGGCAGAGGACUAAGACCAAGACAAACUCCUUCUCCCGGUGAUGGCGGAAGGGGUAGAGGGCUCAGACCUGGUGGUGGUGGUGACAAACCACCGGCAGAAUCUCCUUUUGUCUACCAGCUCAAAGCCGUCCCACUUAAGUUUGUGAAGGAGCUCCAGGACAUUGUGUUGCAGGAGGCCGAGUCUAUCGGUUCCUCGGCUGUAUUCGAGUGUCAGAUCUCUCCAUCUACCGCUAUCACCAGCUGGAUGAAAGAUGGCAACAAUCUGAGGGAGGAUCCAAAACACAAAUUCACCUCUGAUGGCAAAGACCGCAAACUGCAAAUCAUUGAUGUACAGCUGUCUGAUACCGGAGAGUACACAUGUGUUGCAAAGCUUGGCAACAAAGAGAAGACCUCAAAAGCUAGACUUGUAGUGGAAGAGUUACCUGUGAAAUUCACAAAGAAUCUGGAAGAAGAAACAUCUGUGAUCAAGGGGCAGCCAAUGUAUCUGACCUGUGACCUGAGCAAGGACAAGGAAGUGAUCUGGAAGAAGAAUGGGGAAGUGAUCGAACCAACCACUGGCAAACUUGCAAUCAACAUCAUCGGGCUUUCACAGACCAUCACGCUCCAGGACUCAAAUGAUGAGGAUGCUGGUGUUUACAGUUGCGAGGUUGUGGGUUUGGAAAACAUAAAAACUCAAACCAACGUCAAGAUUAUCGAAGUCGUUAGGGACUGGUUAGUUAGACCUUUGAGGGAUCAGCACGUGAAGCCCAAGACCACAGCUACAUUCAAGGGUGAGCUCUUCAAGGACACUCCCAACUGGAAGUGGUUCAAGGGCGAUGAGGAAAUUCCCAUUCCUGACCCUACGGGCAAAGUCGAGGUCACGAAGGAAGGCAAAGAGGUCACUCUUACAAUCAAGAAUGCCCAGCCUGAUGAUGUUGCUGACUAUACCAUAGAGGUCGAAGGCCGCAGAUAUGCAGCAAAACUGACUCUUGGUGAACGUGAAGCUGAGAUUUUGAAACCUCUUGUCAGUGUGGAGGUGGUUGAGAAAACGGAGGCCAACUUUGAGACGGAAAUUUCAGAGGAUGAUGUGCCUGGAGAAUGGAAACUUAGAGGACAGGUUCUGACAAGAUCACCGACGUGUGACAUCAAAGCCGAGGGAACAAAGCGAUUCCUUACUAUCAAAAAUGUGCAGCUUGACCAGGCUGGUGAAGUUUCAUACCAAGCUCUGAACGCUGUGACAAGUGCUAUGCUCAUAGUGAAAGAGAUUGAUAUGGACUUCACAGUCCCUUUGAAGGAUGUUACAGUGCAUGAAAAGAAACAGGCAAAGUUUGAGUGCCUUAUCACUAAGGAUGUGCCUAAAGUGAUUUGGUUAAAGGGUUCUGAUAUCAUUACGCAAGGAAAUAAGUACGAAAUCAUUGACGAUGGAAUGAAACACAUAUUGAUUAUAAAUAACUGUGAAUUUGAGGAUGAGGGGGAAUACAGUAUUGAGGUCAUGGGCAAAUCGUCAAAAGCCAACCUAAUGGUAGAGGGUAUGAGGCUGAACUUCAUCUCAGCAUUAAAGGACCAAACUGUGAAGGAAGGUCAAACCGCUCUGUUUGACCUCGAACUUUCUCACGAGAAUGUCUCUGUCACAUGGUAUAAAAAUGAAAUAAAAUUGCAUCCGAGCAGAACCGUGUUGACUGGUGUGGUGGGAAAGAAACAUACCUUAGAAAUUAAGGAGGUAACUCUAGAUGAUACUUGCCAAAUUAAAGCAGAAGCUAAAGGAAUAUCGACAACGGCUAAGCUGCUGGUAAUAGAGGGAGAUGCAUAUUUCACUGAGAAACUGCAAGAUUUCACCGCUGUUGAGAAAGACGAAGUCACGCUUAACUGCGAGCUGAGCAGAGAUGUACCCGUGAAAUGGUUCCACAAUGAAAUCGAAAUUAAAGCCUCCAAGAUGAUCAUUAUAAAGACCGAUGGCUUGCGAAGAACCCUUAACAUUAAGAAAAUCGAACAAAAGGACAAAGGAAUUUUUGUUUGUGACUGUGGGUCAGACAAGACCACUGCGACCAUGACCAUCGAAGGUCGUGACAUCAAAGUGGUUCGUCCCAUGUAUGGCGUUGAGCUGUUCGAUGGUGAGACGGCUCGCUUUGAAGUGGAACUCUCUACUGAUGAAGUCCAGGGCCAAUGGAAACUAAAGGAUGAAGUCCUGUCUCCUUCACCUGACGUUGAGAUAAUUGAAGAAGGUCCAAAGCAUGUAUUGACAAUCUUCAACUGUAGAGUUACCCAAACAGGAGAGGUGGUCUUCCAAGGAGAAAAUGCUAAGUGUUCUGCGAAUCUUAAAGUCAAAGAUUUGCCUAUUACUUUCGUCGUACCCUUGAACGACGUGCACGUCUAUGAAAAAGAUGAGGCCAGAUUUGAAAUCGAGUUGUCAAGAGUGGCAAAGUCCUUCUCUUGGUUCAGGGGAGCUCAAGUGCUGAAGACCGAUGAGAAAUUCGAAAUCCUGACAGAAGAAAAACACCAUACUCUGGUGGUCAAAUCUGCAAGUUAUGAAGAUGAGGCCAAGUACAUUUUUGAGGCUGAAGACAAGAGGACAUCUGCCCAACUUGUUAUUCAGGGUAUCCGUCUUGAGUUUGUCAGACCUAUCAAAGAUGUCACCGUUAAAGAGCGUGAGACAGCCGAGUUCAGAAUUGAACUCUCCCAUGAGAAGGUUCCGGUCACCUGGUACAAGAACGAUGUCCGUCUGCAUCCAAGCAAAGUGGUGCACAUGUCCGAAGAUGGCAAGAUCCAUACACUGUCCUUCAAAGAGGUCUCCAUCGAUGACACUUCUCUUAUUAAAGUCGAAGCUCUUGGGAAGACCUGUGAGGCGAUGCUUACUGUUCUUGAGGGAGAGCCUUACUUCACCACCAAGUUGCAGGACUACACUGCCGUUGAGAAGGAUGAGGUGGUCCUGAUUUGUGAAGUCAGCAAAUCUGCUGCUGAGGUCAAAUGGUUUAAAGAUGGGAAUGAGAUCACUCCCUCUAAAAACAUCCUUAUCAAAGCUGAUGGAAAGAAACGUGUCCUGAUUGUCAGGAAGGCAGAAAAGGACAACACUGGCGAAUAUGUGUGUGACUGCGGCUCUGACAAAACAGCAGCUAAGCUUAAUAUUGAAGAGCGUGACAUCAAGAUUGUCCGUCCACUGUACAGCGUUGAGGUCACAGAGACCGAGUCGGCUCGCUUCGAGACAGAAAUUUCUGAGGAUGACGUCCAUGGACACUGGAAACUCAAAGGAGAGGCUCUGCACCAGUCCGCUGUAAGUAUUUUCUCCAAUUCAUUUUUUGUUUGUUUCAUAUUAAUCCACGAAUUAAAUGUGCUUGUUUAUUUCACUCUUCAGGACUGUGAAAUUAAGGAGGAAGGCACCAAGCACAUGCUUAUACUUUACAAUGUGCGCAUGGACAUGGCUGGUAGUGUGGACUUCAACGCUGCUAACGCUAAAUCCUCUGCUCAGCUCAGAGUUAAAGCACGCACGAUCGGCCUGCUGCGACCUCUUCGGGAUGUCGCUGUUACGGCUGGAGAGAACGCAACCUUUAGCUGUGAGCUCUCAUAUGAGGAUAUUCCUGUCGAAUGGUUUGUUGGCUCAACAAAGAUGGAACCGAGUGACAGGGUGGUCACCAAAGUAGACGGUAGACUGCAUUCCUUUACCCUGAAAGAUGUCAAGAUGGAAGAAGCUGGGGAUGUAAAACUUACAGCAAAGGACUUUGUGACCCAGGCUAAACUUACUGUAAACGAGCCACCAGUUGAGUUCACCAGGCCCUUGGAGGACCAAACCGUUGAGGAAGAAGCCACUGCCAUUCUGGAGUGUGAACUGUCCAGGGAGAAAGCCGAUGUCAAGUGGUUCAGAGAUGGGCAGGAGAUUCGUAAAACCAAAAAGUAUGAGAUGGUGGCCGAAGGAAAAAUAAGACGACUAAUAAUCAAGGACUGUAGCCUUGAUGAUUCUAAGACGUAUACAUGUGAUGCAAAGGUGUUCAAAACAUCUGCUUUCCUGAAUGUUGAACAUCCAUUUGUUGAAUUCACUAAGCCUCUUCAUGAUGUUGAGGUUAGGGAGAAGGAAACUGCCAAGUUUGAAUGCGAAGUGUCCCGUGAAAGUGCCAAGGUCCGCUGGUUCAAAGAUGGCAGUGAGAUCCGAAAAAGCAAGAAGUAUGAGAUAAUUGCCAAGGGAUUGCAGCGUAUUCUCAUUAUCAGUAAGGCUGUCUUUGAUGAUGAGGCCGAGUAUGAAUGUGAUGCAACGACAUCCAAAUCCUCCGGAAUGCUGACUGUUAUCGAGGAGGAGGCUAUAUUCACGAAGAACCUCUCCAAUGUUGAGGGCACUGAAACAGAAAGCAUUAGGAUGAUUUGUGAGGUCUCCAAACCUGGUGCGGAUGUUAGAUGGUACAGAGGUGACCAGGAGAUACCUGAGGGUGGUAGAUAUGAACAAAUUUCAGACGGAAAAAAGAGAAUUCUCAUCAUACAGGACCUCCGUACGGAUGAUGUUGGGGAAUACUAUUGCAAGCUGCCUUCUUCAGAGACAUCAGCAACUCUUAAGAUCAGUGAAUUGUCAGCUGAGUUCAUCGCGAAGCCUCAAAACCAGGAGGUCGUUGAGGGUGAGAAGGCCGAGUUCACUUGCACAGUGUCCAAGGAAAUGUCUGAAGCCAAAUGGUUCAGAGGAGACGCUGAGCUCACAACCGACGACAAGUACGAAAUUGUCAGUGAUGGCAAGAGGAGAUCGCUCAUUAUCAAAAACUGUGAGCUUAAAGAUGAGGGUGCAUUCACUGUUCGCAUCGACUCAGUCAAAGCUUCGGCAGACUUGGUUGUGAUUGAAAAACUGAAGAUUAUCACUCCCUUAAAAAAUACCAAAGUUAAGGAAGGACAAGAGAUUGUUCUUAACUGUGAAGUUAACUCAGAGGAAGCCAGAGCCAAAUGGCUGAAGAACAACGAGACGAUUUUUGAGAGCAGCAAGUUUGUCAUGGUUCAGAGAGACAAUGUCUUCCAACUGAGAAUCAAAGCUGGAGAGAAGUCAGAUGAAGCCAACUACACAGUAAUGCUGACAAACCAUCGCGGAGAACAAGCCAAGUCCUCUGCAGACGUCAAUGUGCUGGAGGAAGAACUCCGAAUCAUUGUGCCACCAGAAGACUGUGAAAUAAUGGAAAAGAAGACCAUCGCCUUUACCUGCAAGGUGAACAGGCCAAAUGCGACGGUUCAGUGGAUGAAGGCUGGUCAGGAGAUCGCUUUGAGCAAACGCAUCGUGUAUCGUGUGGACAAAGACAAACACUCCCUGACCAUUAAAGACUGCAGCCUUGAGGACGAGGGUGAAUACACCGUAGUUGCUGGCGAAGAUAAGGCCACAGCAGAACUCAUAAUCUGUGAGGCACCCCCUGACUUCACCUCUCACCUCAAAGAUCAAACCGUCACUGAGUUUGAGGAUGCUGAGUUUGUUUGCAAACUGUCUAAAGAGAAAGCCCAAGUUAAAUGGUACAGGAGUGGGCGUGAAAUCAGAGAAGGACCAAGAUAUCAUAUGGAGAGAGAUGGAAAGGAAUGCAAGCUCAUAAUCAAGGAGUGCAGACCGGAUGAUGAAUGUGAAUACGCCUGUGGAGUGGAGGACCUGAGAUCAAGGGCACGUCUCUUUGUUGAAGAGAUUCCAGUGGAAAUAGUCAGGCCACCCACAGAUGUCUUUGAGCCACCAAACUCAGAUAUUGUGUUUGAGGCUGAACUAAAUAAAGACAGAGUUGAGAUUAAAUGGAUGAGGAACAACAUGAUCAUUGUCCAGGGUGACAAAUACCAGAUGAUCAGUGAGGGCAAAGUUCACAGAUUGCAGGUCUGUGAGAUCAGACCACGCGAUCAAGGAGAAUACAGAAUAGUUGCCAAGGAUAAGGAUGCCAGAGCCAAGCUUGAGCUUGCAGCUGUGCCUAAGAUCAAGACCACAGAUCAGAACCUUGUAACAGAUGCUGGAAAGCCUUUCCUUAUGACAGUUCCCUACGAUGCUUAUCCUCGCGCUGAGGCCGAAUGGUUUUUCGAAGACACCAGCCUGCCCAGCCAGAACAUUGACACAUCCAAUGAUAGGACUGAGUAUAGGUUAAAAGACCCUAAGAAGUCAGAUAAGGGUCGCUACAAGAUUGUCAUCAAGAACAAACACGGAAAAGGAGAGGCUUUCAUAAAUCUAGACGUUAUUGAUGUUCCGGGACCUGUGAAGAACCUGCAAGUUAUAGACACUGCUGAUGGUGAGGUCAGCCUUGCUUGGGAGGAACCAGAAAGUGAUGGUGGAAGCAAGAUCUUGGCUUAUGUGGUUGAGAGACGUGAUAUCAAUCGCAAGACCUGGACAAUAGCCACAGAUCGUGCCGACAUUCCAGAGUAUUGUGUUGGCGGAUUGCAGAGGGAUAACCUGUAUCUCUUCCGUGUAUGUGCUCGUAAUAGAGUCGGACAUGGGGAGCCUGUUGUCACAGAUGAGGCAGUUCAAGCCAAGAACAAAUUUGAUGUGCCCGAUGCACCUCAGAAUGUUAUGGUUGGAGAUGUCAAUAGGUUUGGUGCCACAGUUUCUUGGGAACCACCUCUGUUUGAUGGAGGAUCUGAUAUCACAGCUUACAUCAUUGAGCUCCGUGACCGUACAUCUGUGAGAUGGGAGCCUGCCUUGGUGGUUAAAGCUGAAGAUCGCACAGCCACACUUAAUGAUGUUGUCGAGAACAAGGAAUACAUCUUCAGGGUCAGGGCAGAGAACAGGGCUGGAAUUGGUCAGCCAAGCGCUGCCACACAUCCAGUGAAAAUUAUGGAUCCCAUUGAGAGGCCAAGUCCGCCACUGAACCUAAACUACUCAAAUCAGAACAAAGAGUCUGUUCAGCUGUCAUGGGAGACACCCAUCAGCAAUGGAGGCAGCAUAAUUACAGGCUACGUCAUUGAAAAGUGUGAAGAUGGUACUGACAAGUGGCUGAGAUGUAAUGCAAGGCUUUGUCCAGACCUUUAUUACAGGGUUUCUGGAUUGAAGUUUGGUCAGAAGUAUCUCUACAGAGUAUGUGCAGAAAAUGCAGCUGGAUUGUCUGAUCCAGCUGAUGUUCUUGGGCCGCUCUUGGCCGACGAUCCUCAUGUGGGUCCCACUUUGGAUCUCAGUGGAUUCAAAGACGGUCUGGAGGUCAUUGUUCCCAAUGCUCUUCACAUCCGAGUUCCAAUUACGGGAUAUCCCUUGCCCAAGGCCAAAUGGUCAUUCGGCGAUACCGAGCUCACCGCAGGUGACCGUGUUUCCAUGUCCACCAAACCUACAUACACUGAACUGGUUGUUGCACCAAGUGUUCGUCCAGACAAAGGAACAUAUACCUUACAACUGGAGAACGACGUCACAUCUGCUUUCGGAGAGAUUGACGUCAAUGUUAUAGCAUGUCCAAGUGCACCCAAAGACUUCAAAGCCGCUGAGGUGACCAGACACCACGUGCAUCUGAUGUGGGAGGCACCAGAACAUGAUGGAGGAAGCCCUGUAAUCGGGUACAAUAUUGAGAAACGAGAGGUUUCCCGCAAGACCUGGGUCAAGGUGAUGUCAGGUAUUGAGGACCUUGAGUUUACUGUCACGGACGUCAUCGAGGGCAAGGAAUAUUUGUUCAGCGUCAUUGCUUGUAACAAAUGUGGACCAGGAGAACCAGCAUACAUUGAUGACCCUGUGAACGUGUCCUCCCCAGCAACUGUGCCUGAUCCACCUGAAAACCUUAAAUGGAGAGACAAAUCAGCAAAGGGCAUCUUCCUAUUCUGGGAACCUCCCAGAUAUGAUGGUGGUGCACCUGUUAAGGGCUAUAUUGUUGAUAAGUGCCAGCGUGGCACUGACAAAUGGGAGGCCUGUGGAGAUCCAAUUCCUGAUCUGAAGUACCAGGUCACUGGUCUUGUUGAAGGUCAGUGGUAUUCCUAUCGCAUCAGAGCAGUGAAUAGACUUGGAGCCAGUCGACCAUGCAGGGCUACAGAUGAGAUCCUUGCUGUGGAUCCUAAAGAGCCACCAGAGAUCCAACUUGAUGUUAAGCUCUUGGCUGGCUUGACUGCCAGAGCUGGCACUAAGAUUGACCUUCCUGCUGAUGUGCUGGGCAAACCUGACCCAAGAGUGAAGUGGACAAAGGCUGACUUAGUCCUUAGACCAGAGGCAGAUGAUAGAGUUACCAUUGAGACCAAACCUGGCCAUUCCAUGCUGUCCAUUGCAAACACAACCAGAGCAGACACAGCCACCUACAUCAUCGAGGCCGUCAACACAAGUGGCCGUGCAACUGCCACAGUUGACGUCAACAUUCUUGACAAACCUGGUCCUCCAGCUGCUUUCGACAUCUCUGAAAUCACAAACGAGUCAUGUUUUUUGGCCUGGAAUGCCCCCAGAGAUGAUGGUGGCUCCCCUGUCACAAACUACAUUGUGGAGAUGAGACCCACAGAUAAAGAGGAGUGGCAAAAACUAUCUGCUACCAUUAAGUAUACUACUUUUAAAGCCUCAAAGCUGGUGCCUAUGAAGGAGUAUGUCUUCAGGGUUUCUGCUGAGAACCAAUAUGGCAUUGGCAGUCCAGCCGAGCAUGUGCCUAUUACUGCAAAGUAUUCCUUUGACACUCCUGGGGCUCCAACUAGGGUUCAGCCUUCAGAUAUCGCAAAGGAUGCUGUAACUCUAACUUGGUAUGAGCCUGAUGAAGAUGGUGGAAGUCCCAUUACUGGGUACUGGGUUGAGAGGUUUGAUCCUGAAACUGACAAAUGGAUCAGGUGUAACAAACUGCCAGUCAGGGACACAACAUUCAGGGUGAAAGGUUUGCCAACUAAAAAGAAAUGCAGGUUCAGAGUUUUGGCUGAGAAUCUUGCAGGACCAGGAAAGCCAAGUGAUGAGACCUUGCCAGUUUUGAUUAAAGAUCCAAUUGAUCCUCCUUGGGCUCCUGGAAAACCAUACAUCAAAGACACUGGCAAGACUUCAAUGGACCUGCAGUGGAACCGGCCUGAACAUGAUGGUGGUGCUAAGAUUGAGUCCUACAUCAUUGAGCUUCAAAAGACUGGAACUGAAGAAUGGGUGCGUGUAGCUGAGGAUGUGCCAACAACAGAGCACCUAUUGAAGGGCCUAAAGGAGAAUCAGGAGUAUUCGUUCAGAGUCAGGGCCGUCAAUGUUGCUGGAGAGAGUGAAGCCAGUGAUCCAAGUGACCCUAUCGUCUGCAAGGAGAGACUUCAUCCCCCAUCUGCCCCACGCUGGCUUGAAGUGGUCAACAUAACUAAGAUUAACUGUGACCUGAAGUGGACAGAACCAGAUAGUGAUGGUGGCUCUCCGAUCACCAACUAUGUUGUUGAGAAAAGAGAUGUCAGACGCAGGAACUGGCAGUCUGUGGACACCACAGUAAAAGACACCAAAUAUACUGUCACUCCACUGAUUGAAGGUUCUCUGUAUGUUUUCCGUGUCGCAGCUGAAAAUGCAGCUGGUAUUGGCGAGUUCUGUGAGCUCGAGGACUCUGUUCUGGCUAAAGAUACUUUCACAACCCCUGGACCACCUUAUGCUUUGACUGUUGUCGAGGUCACCAAAAGACACGUUGACCUCAAAUGGGAGGCACCCAACAGUGAUGGUGGAAGACCCAUUACCAAAUAUGUCAUUGAGAAGAAAGAGAAAGUAGGCACCCGCUGGGUAAAGUCUGGAAAGACAGCUGGCCCUGAAUGCAAGUACAGGGUGACCGAUGUCGAUGAAGGCUCUGAGGUGCAAUUCCAGGUCCGUGCCGAGAACGAAGCUGGAGUUGGAGACCCAAGUGAACCUACUGAUGUCAUGACCAUUGAGGAUGCAAUAAGCAUUCCUUCUGCUCCAAAUGAUGUGAAGAUUGUAGAUGCAAGCAGAGAGCACAUCAACAUUACCUGGAAAGCUCCUGAAAAGGAUGGAGGAAGUCCAAUCACUGGUUACCAUGUUGAGCUGUCUGAAGCUGGAACCGAAAAAUGGAUGAGGAUCAAUGCUCGUCCUGUCAAAGAGCUGAGAUUUAAGGCUGAGGAAGGCAUCAUUCCUGAAAAACAAUAUGUUUUACGAGUUCGUGCCAUUAAUGCUGUUGGUGUCAGUGAUCCUUCUGAGAUUUCUGACGGCGUCUUUGCCAAAGAUCCUGACUGUAAACCAACCAUUGAUCUUGAGACCCAAGACAUUGUGGUUGUGGAGGGUGAAAAGCUGCACCUAAAGAUCCCAUACCGAGCAAUACCAAAACCAUCAAUGGUCUGGAAAAAGGGUGACACUGAACUAAAGACUGAAGACAGGCUCACACUGACAUGUGAUCUCAAUCGGGUUGAUCUGGAGCUUCUUAAGUGUAAACAUGAAGAUGCUGGCACAUAUACCGUAACUCUUGAGAACAGCCUGGGUUCAGUAACUGGCACAAUAAACGUAAAAGUGAUUGGCCUGCCUGGACAAUGUAAAGACAUCUCUCCCAGCGAGGUUACCAAGAGCUCUUGCAAAAUCUCUUGGGAGCCCCCAGAGAGCGACGGUGGCAGCCCAAUCUUGCACUAUGUUCUGGAGAGGAGAGAAGCUCAAAAGAAGACAUAUUUACCUGUGAUGUCUAGAGACAAUGUUUUAAACUUUGUGGCCAAAGACCUUAUGCUUAACAGUGAAUAUUACUUCAGAGUGAAGGCUGUUAACAAGAUUGGCAGUGGCGAAUACCUUGAGCUUCGCAAUCCUGUGAGAACAGAAGAACAGAAACAACAUCCCGACCCACCAGUUGAGGUUGAAGCACACAAUCCCACCUCAAAUUCCGUCACGGUUACCUGGCAGGCACCAGCAUAUGAUGGUGGAUGUCCAAUCACAGGCUACGUCCUUGAGAUGAUUGAAAAAGAUGGUGACAGAUUUGAGAGAUGCGUUCCUAACCUGGUACCUGGUUUCUCCUACACAAUCACCGGUUUGACAGAAGGAAAAGAAUACCAGUUCCGAGUCCGUGCGGAGAACAUCGCAGGAGCAAGUGACCCAUCUCGCAGUACUCAACUGAUUAAGGCGGCUGAUCCUGUUGAACCACCAAAGGUAUCACUCCAUCCCCGCAUUGUGUCUGGUCUCAGCAUUAGAAAGGGAGAGGAGAUUAAACUGGAUGCCUUCAUAUCUGGAUCACCAUACCCAGCGGUUACAUGGCUCAGAAAUGAUGAGAACGUCAGGCAGCCACCAGCUAAAAAGAAACCAGAUUACACUGUGAAGAAGAAAAAGAAGACGAAGAGCUUUCAGCCUGAGCCUGAAGAGGUUUUCCAUCCUCCCCUAUUAGAUCGCCUGUCAUACGACCAGAGCAAACGGGGUGAGACUGCAUUGAUGGUGCGUGAUGCCAUCAGAACUGACCAUGGGAAGUUCACUAUUAGAGUCGAGAAUCCUCAUGGUGUUGCAACGGCAUCUUGUGAUGUCAAUGUUCUUGAUAAGCCUGGCCCUCCUGUCAACUUCGGAUUUGAUGAGAUAAAGAACAUCUCUGUCACUUGCACAUGGGAUGCACCUCUCGACGAUGGUGGCAGUGAGAUCAUCAACUACAUAUUGGAAAAGAAAGACAACACUACCGAUGAGAUUGGUUGGGUAACUGUUACUUCAACCCACAAAGGGUACAAUUACCCUGUAACCAAGCUUAUUGAAGGAAAGGAGUACAUCUUUAGAGUCACUGCCGAAAACAAGUUUGGCUGUGGACCACCAUGCUACUCAGAACCACUUAUUGCAAAGAAUCAGUUCGAACCACCUGAUGCUCCCAACAUGCCAAGAAUCGGGGAGGUCUCUUCCAACUCUGUAGCCCUCAGCUGGCAUGAGCCCAAGGACAAUGGUAGCCCUAUCCUUGGCUAUUGGAUUGAGAGACGUGAAGUUAACAGCAAAUACUGGACCAGAGUGAACCGCAAUCUUCUCAAUUCCCUGGCGGUUAAGGUUGAGGGUCUUAUGGAGGGCCUUGUUUAUGUCUUUAGAGUCUGUGCUGAGAAUCUUGCUGGCCCGGGAGAGUUCAGUGUACCAACUGAUCCUCAGGCUGCAAUGGAUCCAAUCUUACCACCUGGUGCACCUGUACCGAAAAUUGAUGAUGUCACAAACACAACCAUCGAUAUUUCUUGGGUACCUCCAUUGUACAACGGAGGUGGAGAAAUCCUUGGAUAUCAUGUUGAGCGCUGUGUGGUUGGGGGGAAGGAAUGGGUCCGCUGUACGGAGUACAGAUGCAAGGACCGGAAGUUUACCAUUACUGGAUUGACUGAGGGAGCCGAUUAUAACAUUCGUGUGUUUGCUGUAAACGAUGCCGGUAAUGGAGCCCCAGGCAUGACUGAACCUGUUCAGGCCAAAGAACCUGAAGAGGCUCCAGCGGUUGACUUUGAUAUUUUGGUGAGGAAUGGAGUCAUCAUUAGAGCUGGCGAAACACUCCGUCUACCGGCUGUUGUUACUGGCCGACCUUUGCCAGAAUUGAAGUGGACGAAAGAUGAUGCUGAACCAGACAAAGAACAUGUAGUUAUUGAGACAGAAGGAAAGAACAGCAUUUUAAGCAUCAAAAACGCUUUGAGAUCUGACCAUGGCCAAUACCAAAUCACCGGUACCAACCCAAGUGGAACAAAGUCUGCAUCUGUUAGGGUUGAUGUGAUGGAUGUUCCUGGACCAGUGAUUGAUCUUAAGACAGUUCAUGUCAGUAAGAAGAUGAUUUCACUUACCUGGUCAGAUCCUCUCGAUAAUGGUGGAAGUGACAUCAUAGGCUAUAUUGUCGAGAGAAAAGAUGCCAAAAUGCACAUUUACAGACAACCCUUGGAAGUUGCUGCUUGCAAAUGUGACAUUGUAGGUCUUCUUGAUGGUGAAGAAUACAUGUUCCGUGUGGUUGCGAAGAACAAAUUUGGCCUUGGUACUCCGGUUGAUCUUGGACCUGUAUUAGCAGUGGAUCCCAAAGGAGUUCCUUCUGCCCCUGAGAAGCUCCACUACACAGAAAGGACCAAAAACACCAUCACUUUAACUUGGCUACCACCUCGCAGCGAUGGCGGUUCUCCAAUCAGAGGUUACUAUGUUGAAAAGAUGAGAGAAGACAGCACUGAAUAUGAUGUUGCCAACCACCAAAUCUGCAAAGAUCUCACCGUCACAAUAGAAAACCUGUCUGAAAACACGAACUACGACUUCAGAGUGAAAGCUGUCAAUGAGAUUGGGGAAGGACCAUCAUCCAGAUCAAUUAAUGUUCAAAUUCAUGAUGAUGAGCAUGCACCACGCGUUAAGUGGUUGAAGACCUUUAAGAGUGAUGCCAUUGUUGUUAAGAAAGGAGUAGCUAUUGAAAUUCCUGCUGAAAUUCAUGGUCUGCCCUUGCCUACCUUUGAGUGGACAAAGAAUGGAGUAGUUAUUGAUGCACCCACUGAGACAAUGACACUGGAAUCAGAGGAGAUUAACAGACAAACCAUCAAUACCAAAAUUGGCAUCCCUGAAACUGUAAGACAAGACACAGGCAUGUAUAAGCUGACUGCCAAAAACUCACGUGGAACAGGUCAGCGCACAAUCCGAGUGGAUAUCUUGGAUCGCCCAAUGCCACCAAGGAAUAUUGUGGUCUCUGAUAUCAAAGCUGAGUCUUGCUACCUUACCUGGGAUGCUCCAGAGGACAAUGGUGGAAGCGAGCUUCUUAACUACAUUAUUGAGAAGAGGGAUGCCAGCAAAAAGAAGACUGACUGGGAACAGAUAACAUGCUGUGUCAUUGACAGACGAUAUGGGGUGUACAAGUUGGAAGCCUACAGUACAUACCAGUUCCAGAUCAAAGCUGAGAACAAGUACGGAGUCAGUGAUGGUUGCGAAUCAGAAAAGGUUGUACUCAAAGAUCCAUUUGGCCUUCCUGGCCCACCCUUGAGGCCAAGAAUUGUCAGUCACACCCGCUCAUCCAUGCUGGUGACAUGGGAGCCUCCAGCAGACAACGGUGGCUCAACCAUACAAGGUUAUUGGAUUGAAAAAAGAGAGAGGGGAGCUGUCUACUGGAGUAGGAUUAAUAGAGCAUCAACAACAAAACCAGCAAUCAAGGGUCUGGAAUACAAUGUUCUCCACCUUAUUGAUGGUAUCGAGUACCAGUUCCGUGUAAUGGCUCAGAAUGCAGCUGGAAUCGGACCUCCAAGUGAAGCAACAGAGUGUGUGUUUGCAAUUGAUCCAAGAAACCCUCCAGGUCCACCAGCAGCACCUGUAGUAACAGACAAAACCACAAGCAGCGUGUCUCUUUCCUGGACUCCACCGGAAAAAGACGGAGGUUGUCCAGUCAAGGGUUACAUUGUUGAAGUUCAAGAUGAAGGGUCAUAUGAUUGGAGAAGAAUAAAUACACCGGACAAGCUGAUCCUCACCAAUACAUACACAGUGCCAGAGCUUAAAGAGAAUAAGAAAAUCAGGUUCAGAAUUGUUGCUGUCAAUGAUUCUGGUGAAUCUGAACCAAGUCCUAGAACUUCCGAUAUCAUUGUACAGGACAUUGUGGAGGAACCGAUCAUAACCCUGGAAGUCACAGCUAAUGAGCUUCUGAAUUGUCAUGCUGGAACAACCAUCAAGAUUCCAGCCACCAUCACAGGUAGACCCAUUCCAAAUGUCACAUGGGAGUUUGAUGGAGCUGCCCCAACAGAGAAAAAGAAUGAGCGACACACCCUGCCCAAGGAUUCAGAGGUUUCAUCCACUGAUACAAGAUCAGUAGUAACAAUCCCUGUGAGUAAAUUAAACCACUCUGGACGAUACAUUAUCACUGCCAACAACCAAGCUGGUACCAAAGUUGCUAAAGUGCAUGUAACUGUGCUUGAUCUACCUGGGCCUCCUAAAGAUCUCAAAGUCAGUGACAUCACUCGUGGAACAUGUAGGUUAACAUGGAAACCUCCAGAUUGUGAUGGUGGUGACAGAAUCAAGAGCUACUUCAUUGAGAAAAAGACAGUGGAAGGAAAGGCCUGGACAAAGGUCAAUCCUUCUUGUCCUAAUCAGUCCUUGCUUGUGCCAGACCUCUUUGAGGGACAAGAAUAUUUUUUCCGCGUACGAGCUGAGAAUAAAUUCGGUUUGGGACCUCAUAUAGCAACAAUUCAACGGACUAGAGCCAGUGAUCCUAUCCAUCCUCCUGAUCCUCCCACAAGAGUCAAAAUCGUUGAUGUUUCGAAGGGCAUUGUGACUCUGACAUGGAAGCCACCGAGAAAUGAUGGUGGAUCACCUGUGACUCACUACAAUGUGGAACGUCUUUGGUGGGACAGCAGUGGAAACCAACAGGAGUCCUGGAGACAGUGCAAUCGCCGUGAAAUUGAGGCCACCACUUUCAAAGUGGAGGACCUCAACGAGGGUGCCGAAUAUGAAUUCCGUGUCAAGGCUGUGAAUGAGGCUGGUGCAAGUAGACCAUCUUCAACAGCUGGACCCAUUGUUAUUAAGGAUCAGAGCAGGGCACCAUCAAUUGAACUUCCAGAGUUUAUGGAGGUUGAACAGGGAACAAACAUUCAUAUUGUUGCCAAGCUUAAGGGCUGUCCAUUCCCAACACUCACAUGGCAGAAAGCUCCGCCCCACAAGGGUGAUAGAAAGGUUGAUAUUGUGUAUGAUGAACACAUUAACAAGCUUGUGUCUGAUGAUAGCUGCACCCUGCUGAUCCAGCAAGGCAAACGCUCAGAUACAAGCCUCUACACUCUUACUGCUAGCAACAACCUUGGUACAGUUUCUAAGGAAAUGAGGCUUAAUGUUCUAGGACGUCCUGGGCCUCCAUCUGGACCAAUCAAGUUUGAGGAAAUUCGUGGUGAACAGAUAACGCUUUCAUGGCUGCCUCCUACAGAUGAUGGUGGCUCCAAAAUUACAAACUACACUAUUGAGAGACGUGUUGCCAACAGGAAAACUUGGAUUCCUGUCACUAGUGAACCCAAAGAGCGACUUUACACGAUCGAGGGUUUGAUGCCAGGCCAUGAGUAUAUUUUCAGAAUUAGGGCUCAGAACAAAUAUGGUGUUGGUGAUCCUCUUGACAGUGAACCUGAAGUAGCCAGAGAUGUUUUAUUGCCACCUGGCCCAUGUGAAAAGCCCACGCUUUCUAGCAUCACCAUGGACUCCAUGACUGUGAACUGGGAAGAGCCAGACACAGACGGAGGUUCUCCGAUAACAGGCUACUGGCUUGAACGCAAAGAAACAACAUCUAAACGCUGGAACAGAGUAACUCGUGAUCCAAUUAGGCCCAUGCCACUUGGUGUGUCCCACACUGUCACAGGACUCAUUGAGGGAUCUCAGUAUCUAUUCCGUGUGACAGCAAUUAACAUAGCAGGAUGUGGACCUCCAAGUCCGCCAUCUGACCCAACAUUUGCCAGAGAUCCAAUAGCUCCUCCUUCUCCCCCAACCCCCAAAGUCACAGACUGGACUAGGUCGACUGUAGAUUUGGAAUGGAUUCCACCUCUGAAGGAUGGAGGCUCUAAGAUAAUGGGCUACUUUGUUGAAUACAAAGAAGAGGGUACAGAAGCCUGGGUUAAGGCUAAAGACAAGGAGGUUAGAGGAACCAAAUUUGUGGUAACUGGAUUGACACCAAAUGCCUUUUAUAAAUUCAGAGUUGUGGCAUUCAAUGCUGCUGGUCUGAGUGAACCAGGUGAAAUUGCAGAUGCUCUUGAAAUGAAGGACCACAUAAUUACCCCUGUGCUUGAGCUAGACAUCUCUGUAAAGGAGAGAAUGAUUGUUCAUGCCGGAGGUGUUAUUCGUCUCCUGGCUUACGUGUCAGGCCUACCUCCACCUGUGAUAACAUGGAACAGAGAUCAAGGUCCUGUCCCAGCAGAAGCUGUGAUUGAAACCACCUACAUCAGCUGCUCAAUGGUAAUCAAGGACUGCAAUAGGAAGCAUCAAGGUGUUUAUACAAUAACUGCCAAAAACGAUGGAGGAGAGGUGAAGAAAUCUGUUAUUGUUGAUGUACUCGAUGUCCCCGGUCCAGUGGGAGCACCUUUUACCGCAGAGAAUCUAACAAGUGAUUCACUUAAGCUAAACUGGUUCUUCCCAGAGGAUGAUGGUGGAACUGCCAUCUCUAACUACAUUAUUGAGAAGCGUGAAGCUGAGCGCAAGGCUUGGACAGCUUGCUCCUACACAGCUGGCAGACAGAAUGCUAUCGUAAACAAUCUGGUGCUGAAAAAGGCAUACUUCUUCAGAGUUGCAGCUGAAAAUGCAGUUGGAGUCGGUCCGUUCCGCCAAACAACAUGUGAAGUUGUGGUCAGAGAUCGUAUCAAUGUUCCAGAGCGACCAGAAGACCUUGAAGUUACUACCGUUACAAAAGACUAUAUUAGUUUGACCUGGAAACCACCUAGAUAUGAUGGAGGAUCUGAGGUCAUAUCCUACAUUAUUGAAGCUCGCAUGAUCGGAAAAGACAAGUUUGUCAGACUGACCAAAGACAAAUUAAUGGAUCGGCGAUUCACUUAUGAUGGUCUUCGUGAAGGUGACAGCUAUGAAUUCCGUGUCAGUGCAGUGAAUGAAGUUGGUCAGGGCAAGCCAUCCUUCUCCACAAAGGCAAUAACAUGUAGAGAUGAACUUGAGCCCCCUACAAUUGAACUGGACUUCCGUGACAAGGUUAUUGUGCGUGUUGGUGAAAGUUUUGCACUCCUUGGCCGCUACACUGGAAAACCAGCUCCAUCUGUCACUUGGUCUAGAGAUGACAAGGAAUUGAAAGCAGACAGUCACAUCCAGUUCAAAAAUACCCUUACCACAAUGUGCUUGGGUAUUAUCAAAGCUAAACGUGAACACAGUGGCAAAUACUGUGUGACGGUUGAAAACUGCACUGGUGCUCGUAAGGGCAUUUGUAAUAUUACAGUAGUUGAUCGUCCAUUGCCUCCUGAGGGCCCAGUGGUCUUUGAAGAUGUUCACAGAGAUCACAUGGUCAUUUCCUGGAAGCCACCUCUUGAUGAUGGUGGAUCUGAAAUUUCUAACUACAUUAUUGAGAAGCGUGAUGUCAACAGAGAUAUGUGGACAACUGUAACAUCUGCAACAACAAAGACCUUUUGCAAAGUGCCAAAGCUUGUAGAGGGACGUGAAUACAUCAUGCGAGUUAGUGCUGAGAACAUGUAUGGCAUAAGUGACCCACUGGAGUCAGAGGAGAUGAAAGCUAAAGAUAUGUUUAGGGUACCUGAAGCACCUGAGCAACCCACAGUCAAAGAUGUUUACCAUGAUUCAGCACUGGUGAUUUGGAACCGUCCUCGUGAUGGUGGAAAGCCCAUCACUAACUAUAUCUUGGAGAAAAAGGAGCCCUCAUCUAAGAGAUGGUCUCGUGCAACCAGAGAUCCAAUUUACCCUGCUACCCAGUAUAGGGUACAAGAUCUCGUUGAAGGUUGUGAAUAUGAAUUCCGUGUAAUGGCAGAAAAUGAAUUGGGCAUUGGAGAUCCAAGCCCUCCAUCAAAGCCUAUUCUUGCUAAGGAUCCCGUUGUUCGGCCAAGCCCACCUGUUUUGCCUGAGGCUGUCGACAAGACUAAAGAUUCUGUGAGUCUUUCAUGGCGUGUCCCACGGCAUGAUGGCAAAGGCAAAAUCCUUGGUUACUUAAUUGAGUAUCAGAAGCCUGGUGCAAUCGAUUGGAUCCAAGCAAAUGAAACUCCUGAAUCAUGCCCUGACACUAACUUUGUUGUGACAAAACUACCAGAGGGUGGAGAGUUCAGGUUCAGAAUUAUGGCUGUGAAUGCUGCUGGAAAAUCUGAUCCUGCUUAUGUUAAGGAACCAGUGAAAGUUCAUGACAGACUUGAGGAGCCAGAGUUGCUGCUAGAUGCUAACAUGGCACGUGACCACCUUGCCAUGGUUGGAACGGAUAUUACACUGAGUGCUAAAAUUAAGGGCAUGCCAAUUCCCACUGUUUCAUGGAAGAAGAAUGAUGGUGAAGUUCCUGCUCAUUGUCUCCUAGAGGUCACCGCGAGUGGAAGCAAACUUCACAUUAAGAAAUGUACCCGUGCUGACUCUGGCAAUUACACCAUCACAAUUCAAAAUGCAGCUGGAUCAAAAUCUGCUACAUGCACUGUCCUCACACUUGAUAAACCUAAACCUCCAAGGAAUCUAGCUAUCUCUGAAAUUACAAGUGAGUCAUGUUAUCUGACAUGGAAGAAGCCAGAAGAUGAUGGUGGGGCUGUGAUAUCCCAUUAUGUUGUGCAAAAGAAAGAUGUAGCCAGUGAGAACUGGGUUCCGGUUUGUGCUGCAUCUAAAAAGCUUAGCCUCAUGGCUCUGUAUCUAAUGGAGGGAAUACAGUAUCUCUUCAGAGUGGCAGCUGAGAAUCAGUUUGGCAGGAGUGCAUUCGUUGAAACCACGAAACCCAUCAAAGCAGUUGAUCCUCUCUAUCCCCCUGGUCCACCCAAGAAUCUGCAUCAUGUGGAUGCAGAGAAAACCGAAGUAUGGCUCGAGUGGGAGUGGCCUGAUCGCACAGGUGGAAGCGAGAUCACUGGGUUUAUUGUUGAACAUCAAGAGGAAGGUGCCACAGACUGGGUCAACUUCAAGACUGUCAGCAAUCCCCUUUGCCAUGUCACUGGACUUAAAGAGGGAAAAACCUACAGAUUCCGUGUAAAAGCACAAAAUGCUAUAGGCAUUAGCCGACCAGACACCAGUAUACCAAUUACUUGCCAGGAGAAAACAUUGGCUCCAUCUAUUGAAGUUGAUGUGAAACUUAUUGAAGGUCUUGUUGUGAAGGCUGGCAGCACAAUCAUUCUCCCAGCAGUCAUGAUUGGAAUCCCAACUCCAACACCCAAGUGGCUAAGUGAUGGAAAUGAGCUUAAAACUGAGGGCAAAUUUAAAAUCGAUACAAAAGGAAAUUCAACUGUUUUGAAUAUUAGCGAAUGUGUCAGGACUGACAGUGGAGAGUAUGUUCUUACUGUGUCAAACCCUGCAGGCAGCAAGUCGGUUGCUCUGCAUGUCACAGUUCUUGAUGUUCCGUCUGCGCCAGUUGGUCCAGUAAAUAUCCUUGAGGUUACUCCUGAUCAUAUGACAAUCCAGUGGCGUGCACCCAAAGAUGACGGUGGAACACCUUUGAUGAACUAUAUUGUAGAAAAGAAGGAUGUGAAGAAGCCUUGGGAACCAUGGUCAGUUGUGAGUUCUGGAAGCACCAGUACAACUGCCAAAGUGCCACGUUUGGAAAAGGGACGUGAAUAUAUUGUACGCAUACGUGCUGAGAACAAGGUUGGCAUUGGUGCUGCCCUUGAAAGUCCUCCAACUGUUGCUAAGCAUAUGUUUGAUCCACCAGGACCUCCUGGCCGACCGACAUGUUCUGAUAUAACUGAAAAUGCUGUAACAGCUUCAUGGACUGAACCAGAAACCGAUGGUGGAAGCCCUGUAAGCGGCUAUAUCGUUGAACGCAGGGAGAUGACUGGCAAAUGGAUUCGUGUCAAUAAAACGCCAGUCUUGGAUGUAAGAUACAGGAUCUGUGGUCUGUUUGAGGGUAACACCUAUGAAUUUAGAAUCUUUGCAGAAAACGUUGCUGGCAUAAGUGAACCAUCAUAUCCAUCAGACCCAGUAAAGGCUAAGCGGCCAAUUACUCCUCCAGGACCUCCAAGUAACAUUAGGCUGAAGGACUGGAGCAAGUCAUAUGCAGAUUUGGUAUGGAGCAAACCUUCCAGAGAUGGAGGCAGCCCCAUCCUUGGCUAUGUUGUGGAAAUCCAGAAAUCAGGGUCAGCACAGUGGGAUAGAGUAAAUAAGGAUCUUAUUAAGAUUUGUGCAUUUAGAGUACCUGGACUUACUGAAGGCAUAGAGUACAGAUUCCGCAUUAGAGCGUCAAACAAGGUUGGAGAUGGUGAGCCAAGAGAACUCACAGAAACUGUGCUUGCCAAGGACAUCCUUGUUCCCCCUGAAGUAACCGUUGAUGUCGCUUGUCGUGACCUUCUUACAGUUAGAGCAGGGCAGAUCAUUAACCUUGUGACCCGUGUCAAGGGCAGACCUGAUCCUGAAAUCACUUGGACUAAAGAUGCAAGAGUCUUGGGCAGAGAUAAGCGUACUGAGAUGAACAAUAACUUCCCUCUUGCAGAGCUGGUCAUUCAGGAUGCUGUUAGAGCUGAUUAUGGAAAAUAUGCAAUUCAAGCAAAGAAUAGCAGUGGUCAAGCACAAGCUACAAUUAUCGUCAAUGUGCUUGAUAUUCCUGGAGCUUGUCAGAACUUGAAGGUUGCUUAUGCGACUAAAGACUCAUGUAUGGUGUCUUGGGAAAAUCCAGAUGAUAAUGGUGGCACUGAAAUUACCAAUUAUAUUAUUGAGUGCCGACAACCUAGUCAAAGGACAUGGACAGUUGUUUCAUCUGACUGCACCAAACGUCUUAUUAAAGCACCACUUGUUGAGAAUUGUGAAUAUUUCUUCCGUGUGAGUGCAGAGAAUAAAAUUGGUGCUGGUCCUCCUACUGAAACAAAAACACCAGUCCUUGCAGUUGAUCCAGUAGAGAAGCCUGGUGAGCCAGAAAACUUCCAUAUUACUGAAAUCGGGAAGACGUUUGUCUUCCUUAAAUGGAAAAAGCCGGAAAAUGAUGGUGGCAGUCGUAAUCUUGCUUACCAUAUUGAGAAGAAACCCAAAGAAGCAGAUGAAUGGGAAAGACUGCACAAAGGUGCCAUAAAAGAAACAUAUUUUAUGGCUGACAGAUGUAUUGAGAAUAAAAUUUAUCAGUUUAGAGUUCAAACAAAGAAUGAGGCAGGAGAGAGCAACUGGGUGACAACAGCUGAAGUUCUUGUAAAGGAGGAACUUGUACAGCCAGAGCUAAAAGUCAAACUUUUGGGAACUCUUAUUGUUAAAGCUGGAGAGGCCAUUCCAAUUGAGGCAGAGGUUAAAGGUAAACCCCAGCCUGAUAUAAAAUGGUCUAAAGAGAAUUACACCGGAGAUAUCCACAAAAGCCCAAGAGUGCAAAUUGAAACUGCCACCAACUUUACAAAAUUACUCCUCACAAAUUCAAAACGUGGAGAUACCGGAAAGUACAUAAUCACAGCAACAAAUGCUGCUGGAACCUGCUCUGCUGAGGCCAAGGUAAAUGUCCUUGAUAGACCAGGUCCUAUUCAAAACCUGAAGGUCUCAGACAUCUCUGUGGACAGAUGCAAGCUUACAUGGGAGAUCCCAGAAGAUGAUGGUGGAUGUGAGAUCUAUAACUACAUUAUAGAGAAAUGUGAGACAAAGAGAGGGGUGUGGUCAAUUUAUUCAUCAGCUGUUGUAACUAACUCGGCUAAAGUUACUCGCCUUAUUGAAGGAAAUGAAUAUAAAUUCAGAGUGAGAGCUGAGAACAAAAUGGGGGCUGGCCCUGCUGUAGAAACUGAGUCCUUUGUUGCAAGGACCCAAUUUAGCAGACCAGAUGCACCAGAUGCUCCAGAAGUGACCAAAAUUACAAAAGAUGACAUGGUUGUUAUGUGGUGCGCGCCUGAUAAUGAUGGUGGAAAGCCCAUUACUGGCUAUAUUCUUGAGAAAAAAGAAGAGCAUGCCAUUCGGUGGGCACCAGUUUCCAAGUCCCCAACUGCAGGAACACAAAUGACUGUUUCAGGGUUAUUGCCCAAUCAUAAUUACCAGUUCCGUGUUAAGGCUGAAAAUGAAAUUGGAGUUGGCGAUGCAAGCAAACCAUCUAGAUCACUGACAGCAAGAGAUCCAAUUGAGCCUCCUGGCCCGGUGGGUAAUUUAAAGGUGGCUGACAGCACGAAAACAUCAAUCACUCUUUCAUGGACAAAGCCAACAUAUGAUGGAGGUGCUCCUCUUAUUGGAUAUGUAGUUGAGUUGAGAGUCAAGGGCACAAGCAAGAAGGGUGAUGAAAGCUGGAAGAGGUGUAAUGUGGCUGCCCAACUGAUUGGAACAGAAUUCACAGUGACAAGCCUAGAUGAGAAGCUUGAAUAUGAAUUCCGUGUUUCUGCUCAAAACCAAGUUGGCCUAAGUCACCCAACUUAUCUUCAGGAAGCUGUGUCACCAAGAGAAAUUUUCGAGGCUCCUGACAUUGAUUUGGAUGCAGAACUAAAGAAAGGUUUGACUGUUAGGGCUGGAUGCCCAAUAAGAUUAGUUGCAACAGUAAGAGGCAGACCUCCUCCCAAGGUCGCAUGGAAGAGAAUGGGAAUUGAUAAUGUGGUCCAGAGGGGCCACGUGGAUGUCAUUGACACAAUGACAUUCCUUGUUAUCUCUGACACUACCCGUGAUGAUUCAGGCAAAUAUUCCUUGACUGUAUCAAGUCCUGCUGGAGAGAAGGCAGUGUUUGUGAAUGUCAAAGUUCUUGAUACACCAGGACCUGUUGUUGGUCUUGAGGGUUUUGACAUCACAACGACAUCUUGCGACCUCUCUUGGUCCCCACCUGUCAGUGAUGGGGGCAGCAACAUCACCCAUUAUAUUGUUGAGAAGCGAGAAGUUGACCGCAAGACUUGGGGAACAGUGAAAAACAAUGUUGAAAAUACCACAUUUAAAGUUAGUAAUCUUGUCCCAGGAACAGAGUAUUACUUUAGAGUAAUAGCUGUUAAUGAAUAUGGUUCUGGAGUUCCAAGAGUUACACCAAAAUCCUAUUUGGCUUCCGAUCCUCUCAGCAAACCCGACCCACCACAAAAGGUUGAUGUUUUGGAAAUUACUAAGAACAGUGCAACUGUGGGUUGGGUAAAACCACUGCGGGAUGGUGGCGCUAAAAUUGAUGGGUACAUUAUUGACUAUCUUGAGCUACCAAUGCCUAAACCGCCCAAGGAACCAGUAAAGGUUGAGGGCGAGGCUGAGCCUACUAAAGAGCCUGUGGCUCCACCCCCACCUGAACCUAAGGUAGAGGAAGUGAAGGAGGAAAAGGCAGUAUGGACACCAUACACUGUUGUCAAAGGUUUGAGCAUCUCUGUUGCUGGACUUAAGGAGGGAAGAAGAUAUCGCUUCAGAGUGGCUGCAAGAAAUUCCAUGGGAUCCAGUCUUCCCACAGAGACUAGAGAAGCUUAUGAGAUCAAGGAACAGCUAAUGGAGCCCAAGAUCAUUAUGCCUGAGCUUGUCACUGCAAAGGCAGGGGCAAAGCUGAGAGUUGAGGCCCUUGUGUCUGGAAAGCCAAUGCCUACUUGCCAAUGGAAACGUGGAGAAGAUAAUGUAGUCCCAUCUAGCCGUCUUGCUGUGCAUAAAUCUCAGAAUAUGUGUGUUCUUAUCAUCAAAGAUGUUUCAAGACAUGACAGUGGUCAAUACAGCCUUGUUGCCGAAAACAGCUCUGGCAAAGUUGACCAGAUCUUGAAAAUCAUCAUCAGUGAUAUUCCUGGACCACCUGAACCACCAUUUGAGAUCAGUGACAUUGAUUCUGAUGCCUGCACACUGUCUUGGAACAAACCUCUUGAAGAUGGUGGUAGCAUCAUUACUAAUUAUGUGGUUGAAAAGUGUGAUGUAAGCAGGGGAGACUGGGUUAGUGCUCUUUCCAGCUGUGGCAAAACUGGAUGCAGAAUUGGAAAGCUUAUUCCUGGAAAAGAAUAUAUCUUCCGUGCCCGUGCUGAGAACAGAUUUGGUAUUUCAGACCCCCUUACAUCUGAAAGGAUGGUUGCCAAAUUUCCCUUUGAUGUUCCUGGUGAACCUUUGAACUGCCGCAUCACCAAAGUGAACAAAGACUGCAUGUUUGUGGCUUGGGAUAAGCCUGAGUCAGAUGGUGGAAGUCCAGUUACUGGAUACUACAUUGAACGCAAAGAGAGGAACAGUCUUCUAUGGGUUAAGGCUAAUGAUUCUGUUGUUCGCACAAAUGAAUAUCCUUGUGCUGGCAUAAUUGAAGGUUUGGAAUACACUUUCAGAGUGUCUGCAAUAAACCGAGCUGGACAGGGCAAACCUAGCAAGAAAUCUGAGUUUGUCACAGCAAGAACACCUGUUGACGCUCCUGGAAAACCAGAGGUGCUUGAUGUAACUAAGAGCACAGUUUCACUGGUUUGGACCAAGCCAAAGAACGAUGGUGGAAGCAAAAUACUGGGAUACUAUGUUGAGACCUUAAAGGUGCCAGAGGACACUUGGAUGCGUUGCAACACAAGCGUUCAAAAUGUGCCUCGUGAAGAGUACACUGCAACUGGGCUAGAAGAGGGUGCAAAGUACCGGUUUAGGGUAAUUGCCAAAACUGCAGUUAACAUUAGCAAGCCAUCUGAAGUCACUGAUCCUAUACUGGUGUCUGCAGAGAAUAUACCUCCAAGAAUAGAACUUUCCAUACAGAUGAAGAAAAUGUUGCCAGUAAAGGCUGGGUCAGAUGUUUGUCUUGAGGCUGAAGUUUUUGGCAAACCAAUGCCCAAGGUUACAUGGACCAAGAAUGGAGAGGCAUUGAAAGCUGAUAAAGCCUUAAAAAUGUCUCAAAAGAGACACCUCUUUUAUCUGAGCUUUGAUGCAGUUACCAAACUUGAUACAGGAAACUAUGAAAUCCGUGCAGAAAAUUCAAGUGGUUCUACAACUGCAGAAAUACAACUCAAAGUUCUAGAUAUACCUGGCCCACCAGUCUCUAUCAAAUUUGACGAGGUCCUUUCAGAUCAAAUCAAGCUGAGCUGGAAGGCUCCACUUUCAGAUGGUGGUUCUCCGAUUACAAAUUAUGUUGUGGAUAAACGUGAGACAAGCAGAGCUAACUGGGCCCAGGUCUCUGCUAAAAUCAGUGGUGAUAAAACAGAAUGUCUUGUUGAGAGACUAAUUGAGGGGCAUGAAUACCAGUUCCGUGUUCGUGCAGAGAACCGUUAUGGGGCUGGUGAUGGCAUCAUAUCAGAGCCUGUUGUUGCAAAGAAUCCAUUCACUACUCCUGGAGCAUGUGACCCACCAGUCAUUACAAACGUCACUAAGGAACAUAUGACUGUAAGCUGGAAAGAACCAUCUGAUGAUGGAAAGUCCCCUAUCCUUGGGUAUAUAGUUGAGAAACGUGAGGCCCUGGAAAUAAGCUGGACCAGACACAACAGAAAACCCUUGAUGGAAAGAACAGUUAAAGUUGGAGGGCUCUUUGAGGGAGUGCAGUAUGAGUUUAGAGUUAUUGCUGUCAAUAAGGCUGGCCUUGGCAAACCCAGUGAACCAUCUGAUGCUGUCGCUGCUCUAGAUCCUUUGUAUCCUCCAGGUCCACCUGUAUCUCCCAAGGUCACAGAUACCAGCAACAGCACCAUUAGCCUUACUUGGACUAAGCCUGCAACUGAUGGUGGAAGUGAAAUUUUGGGAUACCUUGUUGAAUGCAAGAGAACUGAUGCUACAGAUUGGAUACGAUGCAAUGUACCUAAAAACCUUCAAGAUACACAUUAUGUUGUCACUGGACUCUUGGAGAAAUCUGAAUACCAACUUCGUGUUACUGCUGUAAAUAAAAUUGGAUUCAGCCAGCCUUCCGAAGUUCCAGAAAAACAUGUUGCUAAAGAUGUUUUCGUUGCUCCUGAGGCUGAGCUUGAUGCAGAACUAAAGGACACUUUGGUCCUAAUGGCUGGCAAUAAAAUGAAACUUCAUGCCAAAAUUAAGGGUCGUCCAACCCCCAGGGUCACUUGGGCCAAGAUGAACACCAACAUUAAAGACAGACAAGGAAUUAUAAUCAAGACCACAGACAAUGAUACAUUAGUUUGUGUUGAUAGAGCAAACCGAUAUGAUGCAGGCAAAUACAUACUGAACCUUGACAGUGUAGCGGGAAUGAAAAUGUACACAGUCAUUGUAAAGGUCCUUGAUACCCCUGGACCUCCAAUGAAUCUAAUGGUAAAAGAGACAUCGAAGGACAGUGCCUCCAUCAUGUGGGAUGCACCUCUUAUUGAUGGUGGAAGUGAAAUUAAAGGUUACAUUGUUGAAAAACGAGAUGCUGAAAGGAAAGCAUGGUCGAUGGUUUCAUCCACUACCAAAACAUCAUUUAAGAUUGAGGAAUUGGAAGCCGGUAGAUCUUACUGUUUUAGGGUUUUGGCUCAAAAUGAAUAUGGUAUUGGUGAGCCAUGUGAAACUGCAGAUGCUGUCAGAGCAACUGAACAACCUGGACCAGUUAUGGACUUUAAGACCUUGCUGGUUACCAAGGAUUCUUGUACCAUUUCCUGGAAAAGGCCUAUCAGUGAUGGAGGUAGCCGAAUCAUUGCAUACGUGCUUGAGGUCCUUAAUGGUGAAGAUAAAUGGAAGGAGCUUCUUAGAUCAAAGAACAUGCAAUAUAGUGCAAAAGAUCUUGUUGAAGGAAGGGAAUACAAAUACAGAGUAAAAGCAACAAAUGAUUCUGGUGAUGGCCCUGUGAAGGAACUCUCUGUAAUUGCACAAGAUUUAAAUGUUCUCCCAAGCUGUGACUUAAGAGACCUGCCGAAUUUGAACUACAUUGCAAAAGAGGGAAGCAAUGUCCGUCUCAAGAUACCUAUCAGUGGAAAACCUGUCCCUGUAGUCACAUGGAAGAAGGGAGAAGAGGAAACUCUCACAGAUACAGGAAGAGUGUAUGUUGAAUCUACAUCUGUGAAUACAACUCUCCUGAUUCGGGACUGCCAAAGGACUGAUGCCUCAAAAUACACUAUCACGCUUCGCAACGCUGCUGGAACAAAAGAAUCCACAAUUUUUGUUAGAGUUGUUGGUAAACCAGGAAUUCCAACUGGACCAAUCAAGUUCAAAGAAGUGACUGCAGAUGGUGCAACCUUAAAAUGGGGUGUUCCUAAAGAUGACGGAGGAUCAGAAGUUACCAACUACAUUCUUGAGAAACGUGAUUCCAUUACAAAUAUGUGGGUCACAGUGUCCUCAGCAGUAAACACAAACACUUUUAGGGUGACAGGUCUCCAUGAGGGUACUGAAUAUAUCUUUAGAGUCAGUGCUGAAAACAGAUAUGGAGUUGGCGAGGGUCUCAGAUCAGAUCCCAUGAUUGCCAAGCAUCCCUUCAAUGUACCAGAUGCACCCCCUCCACCACAAGUAAUGAGUAUGCGUCAUGAUUCAGCAGUCCUUGCAUGGUCUGAUCCAAGGAAAACUGGAGGCUCACCAAUCACAGGUUACCAUGUUGAAUUCAAGGAAAGAAACAGCAUGUUGUGGAAAAGAGCAAAUCCAGCUCCCUUGAAGAUGAGGGAUUUUAAAGUGAAAGGUUUAACUGAAGGUCUAGAAUAUGAAUUCAGAGUUAUGGCUAUAAAUUUGGCUGGUGUUGGAAGGCCAAGUCCUGCAACUGAGGCAAUGGUUGCCUUGGAUCCAAUUGAUGCACCUGGCAAACCUGAUGUAAUCAGCAUCACUAGAAGCACUGUAACACUUCAAUGGACUGAACCCCAGUAUGAUGGUGGACACAGGCUCACAGGAUACAUUGUUGAAAGACGUGAUCUCCCGGCUAAGGUCUGGGUGAAAGCUAACACAUUGAAUGUUGUCGACUGUGCAUAUACCGUAACAGACUUGCAAGAGGGUUGCAAGUAUGAAUUUAGAAUUAGAGCAAAGAAUGCAGCUGGAGCACUAAGUCCACCCUCGGAACAAACGGAUACCAUCAUUUGCAUGGAUGAAUAUGCGGCACCAACCAUUAUAAUUGAUCCAACUGUUAAGGAGGGACUUACUGUCAAAGCUGGUGAUACCAUUGUCAUUACAGCAACAAGCAUUCUGGGCAAACCUCAGCCAACCUCUGUGUGGUCAAAGGGUGGAAAAUAUUUCAAGCCAUCAGAUGUGUGCCAAAUAGAAACUGCCCCAUCGUCUUCUACACUUUAUAUUAAGUAUGCAAGUAGGAAAGAAUCUGGAGAGUACACCAUUACAGCAAGUAAUCCGUUUGGCGUCAAAGAGGAGAAUGUGAAAGUGACCGUCUUAGAUGUUCCUGGACCACCAGGACCAAUUGAAGCAAGUGGAAUUUCAUCUGAAAAGGUCACUUUGACAUGGACACCACCUCAUGAGAAUGGUGGGUCUCCAAUUAAGUAUUACACAUUGGAGAAAAGAGAAACAAGCCGUCUUCUUUGGACCAUUCUUGCUGAAAAAGUUAUUGACUGCCACUUUGUGGCCAAUAAGCUUAUUCAGGGAAAUGAGUACAUCUUCCGUGUUUCUGCUGUCAACAAUUCUGGAGCUGGUGAUCCUUCCCAUUCUGAGCCAGUCAAAAUGGUAGAUCACUAUGGUCCCCCAGGCCCUCCAGCCAAACCAGAUAUUGAAAAUGUGGGAGGGAAUUCUGUUACUAUUGCAUGGAAAAGACCAGUUGAGGAUGGUGGAAGUGAUAUAACAGGCUACAUGGUUGAGAAGAAAGAAAAGAAGGGCAUGAGAUGGACACGGGCAUCUAAGAUAGCAAUUGCAGACCUCCACUUUGAAGUGAAAGGGCUAAAAGAAGGAAUUGAAUAUGAAUUUAGAGUAGCUGCUGAGAAUAAGGCAGGUUUUGGAGAGCCAAGUGAACCUUCACUGCCUGUGAGGACCAAGCUUGUUGCAGAUGUACCUGGACCACCAGUCAACCCUAGAGUCACUGACACAACAAAAACAACAGCCGAAUUGCACUGGGGCAAACCACUUAGUGAUGGUGGGAUGGAAGUCACAGGAUACCUGAUUGAACACAAAAAAGAGGGAGAAGAAGAAUGGGUGAAAGACACAUCUACACCUUUGAGAAUCACAGAAUUUGUUGUACCUGAAUUGCAGGCUGGAGCCAAGUAUCACUUCAGAAUUAGUGCAAUAAAUGGAAUGGGUGUUAGUGAACCAGCACAAACUGAGGAUCUUGUUGCAAUUAUUGAAAGAGAAGAAAUACCAGAUCUAGAACUUGAUUUAGAACUCAGGAGAACAUUAGUUGUUAGGGCAGGGGCCUCUAUUCGUAUAUUUGUUCCUAUUAAAGGUCGUCCAACUCCUUCAGUGACUUGGACCAAAGAGAAUUCCCCAUUAAGGACUCGUGCACACGUUGACAAUACUGAAUCAUAUACCUUAUUGGUCAUCCCUGACUGUAACAGGAAUGAUGCAGGAAAAUAUGACUUGACAUUAAAGAAUGCUGCUGGAUUGAAGACUGCCUCUGUGAAUGUAAGAGUGUUGGACUCUCCUGGACCUCCUCUAAAUCUGAAACCCACGGCCAUUGACAAAGAGAGUGUCACAUUGCAAUGGGAGAUGCCUCUUAUUGAUGGAGGUGCAAAGAUUACCAAUUACAUAAUUGAGAAAAGGGAGUCUACCCGGAAGGCAUAUGCUACAGCAAUCACACAAUGUGGAACACGCUCUGUUAGAGUUCCUGAUUUAGGAGAGGGUUUAGAAUAUUAUUUUAGAGUAUCUGCUGAAAAUGAAUAUGGCAUUGGUGAAGCAGUUGAAACCCCAGACCCCAUCAGAGUAUCUCAGGCACCCACUCCACCACAAAAUAUUACUUUUACUGAUGUCACAAAGAACACAGUCAGCCUUGCAUGGACAAAACCAAAACAUGAUGGUGGAAGUAGAGUUACUGGAUAUGUAGUUGAGGCGCAAAAGAAGGGAACAGACCAGUGGGCCCAUGUGACAACUGUUAAGGCUCUGGGCUGCAUUGUGAAAAAUCUUAAUGAAAAUGAAGAAUACAUAUUCCGUGUGAUGGCCGUGAACAAUUCUGGAAGAAGUCAACCUUGUGUAAGCCGACUUGUUGUUAUCAGAGAACAAAAUUCUCUGCCAGAAUUUGACCUUAGUGGUGUGUGUAAGAGGGUAGUUAUCGCCAAGGCUGGAGAUAACAUAAAGGUUGAGGUGCCUGUUUCUGGACGUCCUAAACCAACAGUUUCAUGGCAGAAAGACAAUCAACCCCUGAAACUUUCACAACGGUUAUUGACUGAAAAUACCUCCACCUCAACUAUCUUAAUCAUUAAUGAAUGUUUAAGGAGUGACAUUGGUAUAUAUUCAAUGACAGGGAAGAAUAUAGUUGGCUCAGUCACAGAUAGCAUUACGGUAAAAGUGCAUGAUGUGCCUGGACCACCAAAGGGGCCAGUUAAACUCGACAAAAUAACACGUACGUUCAUUGAGUUCUCCUGGGAUGCUCCUGAAAAUGAUGGAGGAGUGCCAAUUAAUAACUAUAUAGUUGAAAUGAGGGAAACUACGAGUCAAACAUGGGUAGAAUUGUCCUCAUUGAUCAUUCGCACAACAUUCAAAGCAACACGUUUAACUACAGGUGUUGAGUACCAAUUCCGUGUCAAAGCCAAAAAUAGAUAUGGCACAGGGCCUCCAAUAACCUCAGAGGCAGUGGUUGCUGCAUAUCCAUUUAAGGUUCCUGGACCACCAGGAACACCCAAAGUUGUUGCUUUCACAAAGGAUACAAUUACAGUUGGCUGGAAUGAGCCUGUUUCUGAUGGUGGAAGUGAAGUCACUGGUUACCAUGUUGAAAGAAAAGAGAGGAACAGUAUUGUCUGGCAGAGGAUUAGCAAGACACUUGUGGCCGGAAAUCUUUUUAAAUCCACAGGGCUAGAGGAUGGUAUUGCAUAUGAAUUCCGUGUGUUUGCUGAAAACAUUGCUGGAAUUGGAAAACCAAGCAAAGCUUCUGAACCAAUCCUUGCUCUGGAUCCAGUAGAUCCACCUGGCCAACCUGUGCCCAUCCAUGUGUCCAAAAAUGCUAUCACUAUUCAGUGGACGAAGCCAGAGUAUGAUGGUGGAUUUAAGAUUACUGGGUAUUCUGUGGAAAAGAGGGACCUUCCAGCUGGACGUUGGACAAAAGCUAACUUUACAAAUAUUAUUGAAACUACUUUCACUGUAAGUGGCUUGACACAGGAUUCAUCUUAUGAAUUCCGAAUACUUGCAAGAAAUUCUGUUGGUGCUGUCAGUAAUCCAUCAGAUCCAUCAGAUCCAAUUACUUGCAAAGAUGACAUUAUAGAACCAAGAAUUAUGGUUGAUGCCAAAUUUAAAGAUGUUGUGCUUGUAAAAGCUGGAGAGAUGUUCAAACUUGAAGCUGAUGUUGCAGGCCAACCAUUACCAUCCAUGGUUUGGACCAAAGAAGGAAAAGAUGUUGAAAACACACCCAAACUACAAAUUAAAAUGACAGAUCUUACAGCAACAUUGAUCAAUAAGGAUUCUAUUAGAAGGGAUGGUGGUGAAUUUGUUCUGACAGCAACAAAUGUUGGAGGUUUUGCAAAGCAUGUCUUCAAUGUGAAGGUUCUUGAUAGACCAGGACCACCAAGGGGACCUCUGGCAGUUUCAGGUAUAACUGCAGAAAAAUGCAUGCUCACAUGGAAUCCACCUGAUGAUGAUGGUGGGGCAAACAUUGAACAUUAUAUUAUUGAAAAACGUGAAUCAAGCAGACUUGCUUGGACAAAUGUAGCAUCAGACUUGCAGGUUAACCAGUGUCAAGUAACAAAAUUACUUAAAGGAAAUGAAUACAUUUUCAGAGUUAUGGCAGUUAACAAGUAUGGUGUUGGAGAACCUCUAGAAUCUGAGCCAACCAUUGCUGAAAAUCCAUAUGUACCACCAAGUCCCCCACAAACACCUGAAAUAACAGCCGUCACCAAGGAUUCAAUGGUUCUCUGUUGGGGAGCACCAACCAGCAAUGGUGGAAGCAAAAUUACUAGUUAUCGCAUUGAAAAGAGAGACAGGAUUAGUUUGCGUUGGGUUAAAUGUAACAAAAAGAAUGUUACUGACUUGCAUUUCAAGGUAUCUGGCCUUGUCCCAAGCCAUGAAUAUGAAUUCAGAGUUUUUGCAGAGAAUGCAGCAGGAAUAAGUGAACCAAGUCCUUCAUCACCAUUUGUGAAGGCUACAGACGCUCUUUUUAAACCAGGGCCACCUGGCAACCCAAGAAUCCUAGACACAACAAGUUCUUCGAUCACACUUGCAUGGAACAAACCAGCAUAUGAUGGUGGUUCUGAAAUCACUGGGUAUAUAGUCGAAACCUGUCAACCUGGAACUGAGGAGGAAGAAUGGACAAUUGUCUCCCCUAAAGAGGGGGUAAAGGGAACUUCAUUUACAAUUACAAAUCUUAAAGAAAAUCAGGAAUACAAAAUCAAUGUGUCAGCGGUAAAUAGUGAGGGUAUUGGAGAACCAGGAUCUGUUCCUGGGUUACACAAAGCAGAAGAAAGACUUGUCCCACCAGAGGUUGAUCUUGAUGCUGAUCUUCGCAAGAUUGUAAACAUCAGAGCUUGCAAUACACUGAGGCUUUUUGUGCCAAUUAGAGGUAGACCAACACCAGAAGCCAAAUGGACAAGAGAGAAUGAUGAACCUUUAGAUAGAGCUACCAUUGAAACUACAUCAUCUUUUACAUCACUUGUUAUUGGUAAUGUGAAUCGAUUCGACAGUGGCAAAUACAAUUUGACCGUAGAAAACAGCUCUGGAACAAAGACUGUUUCUGUGAUUGUUAGAGUUUUAGAUACACCUGGAGCACCACAAACCCUAAAAAUCAGUAGGGUCACUAAAGAAUCUGUCUCACUUGUGUGGGACCCUCCACUAAAUGAUGGUGGCUCAAAAAUUAAGAAUUAUGUUGUUGAAAAGCGUGAGGCAACCAGAAAGGCAUAUGCUACAGUCAAUGCUAUCUGUCAAAAAACUACUUGCACAGUUGAUCAACUCCAAGAAGGAUGCAACUACUACUUUAGAGUUCUAGCAGAAAAUGUAUAUGGCAUUGGUCUUCCUAUUGAGACUGGUGAAUCAGUCAAAGUUUCUGAGAAGCCACUUCCUCCAGGCAAGAUUACACUUAAAGAUGUCACACAGAAAAGUGUCACAUUAUCAUGGGAGAAACCUGAACACGAUGGAGGAAGUAGGGUGGUUGCAUAUGUUGUUGAGAUGCAGAGUAAAGGUAGUGAGAAAUGGGUCCAAGCUGUGAUUGUUAAGCUACCUGAAGCAGUUAUUACUGGACUUGUACCUGGUGAGGAAUAUAUGUUCCGUGUUUCUGCAAGGAAUGAAAAGGGAACCAGUGAUCCUCGUCAAAUGGGUGUACCUGUAAUUGCCAAGGACCUUGUAAUUGUUCCAUCUGCUAAGCUGUUGUUUUCAACAUUCAGUGUUUUGGCAGGAGAGGAUUUGACAAUUGAUAUUCCAUAUGUAGCUCGUCCCAAUGCCACUAUUUCAUGGGUGAAGGAAGCAGCUCCACUUAAACGAACAACCAGGGUAAACUUUUCUUCCACAGAUUCACAGCUCAGUCUAGUAAUCAAAGAGGCUUGUAGAGAAGAUGUUGGUCAGUAUAGCAUCAAGCUAUCUAAUACAGCUGGUGAAACAACAGCGGAAAUUGGAUUGGUUGUUCUUGACAAACCUGGUCCACCUGCAGGUCCUGUAAAAUUUGAAGAAAUAACAUCUGAGAGUGUUACUAUUUCUUGGAAGCCUCCUGAGUAUGAUGGGGGCUGCACUAUUAACAAUUACAUAGUAGAAAAGAGAGACACAUCCACAACUACAUGGCAGUUUGUAUCAGCAAAUCUAGCAAGAACUAAAAUUAAAGUGGGAAGAUUAAAAAGAGGCACUGAAUAUCAAUUCAGAAUCGCAGCAGAGAACAGAUAUGGCAAAAGCCCUCUCCUUGUGUCUGAGUGUGUUGUUGCACAGUAUCCUUACAAAGUGCCAGGACCUCCUGGAACACCCUUUUUGCAAUCCUCCACAAAAGAUACUAUGGUGGUGGUGUGGAAUGAACCUGUCAUUGACGGUGGAAGCACCAUCUUAGGAUAUCACCUUGAACGGAAAGAGAGAAAUAGCAUUCUUUGGAUAAAAUUAAACAAAAGUUUAAUCCAAGACACAACUUUCAAGACUACAGGUCUUGAUGAAGGCCUGGAGUAUGAGUUUAGAGUUUAUGCUGAAAACAUUGUUGGUAUUGGCAAGGCUAGCAAAAUCUCAGAAGGCUAUGUUGCCAGAGAUCCUUGUGAUCCUCCUGGAACACCAGAAGCACUCAAGAUCACAAAGAGUUCUGUUACAAUUGUAUGGACCAAGCCAGAGUAUGAUGGUGGAAGCAAAGUCACUGGAUAUAUUGUGGAGAAGAAGGAAUUGCCUGAGGGACGAUGGAUGAAAGCAAAUUUCACUAAUGUAAUAGAGACUGAGUAUACAGCAACAGGCCUUACAGAGGACCAGAAAUAUGAGUUCCGUGUCAUUGCAAGAAAUGCUGCAGGAGUUUUCAGUGAUCCUUCAUAUAGUACUGGACCUAUUAUAGCAAAGGAUGAGAUUGAACCACCGCGUAUCAGCAUAAAUCCAGAGUACACUCAGACUCUUUUAGUAAAUGCAGGAGACAGUUUUAAGAUUGAUGCUGAUGUUCAUGGGAAACCAGUACCUACAAUACAUUGGAUGAAGGGUGAGCAGGAACUUGGAAAUACUAUACAUCGUGAAAUUAAAAGCACAGAUAGCUUUACCUGUCUGACUGUAAAGGAGGCCAAACUUGCUGAUGGAGGACAAUAUACACUAAUGCUACGAAAUCCAGGAGGAGAAAAAGUUGUCAAAGUGAGUGUCCGUGUCCUAGAUAAACCUGGGCCACCGGAGGGACCUAUCUCCAUCACUGGUGUAACCAGUGAGCAGUGCUUUCUUGCUUGGAAGCCACCUAAACAGGACGGAGGCAGCAAGAUCACUCACUAUAUUGUUGAAAAAAGAGAGACUAGCAGACUACUUUGGUCUGUGGUUGAGCCCAAAGUUCAAGCUGAAGAUCUUAAAGUUACAAAACUUCUGGAGGGAAAUGAAUACAUUUUCAGAGUUUUACCAGUGAAUCAGUUUGGUGUUGGUGAACCACUACAGUCAAGUGCAGUUACUAUCAAGAAUCCAUUUACACCUCCAGAUCCACCAAAAGGAGUGGAGGUUUCUGAAGUCAAGAAAGAUUCAAUGGUCUUAACCUGGGAGACCCCAACAAAUAAUGGUGGUACUCCUAUAACUGGCUAUAUUAUCGAAAAACAUGACAAAGAAGGUGUUAGGUGGACCAGAUGCAACAUGAACACAGUUACUAACCUUACAUUCAAAGUUACUGGACUCCAUGAAAAUCACCUUUAUGAAUUUAGAGUUACUGCUGAGAAUGCUGCUGGAAUUAGUGAGCCAAGUUCUGCAACUGUAUUCUAUAAAGCUGUAGAUCCUAUAUUCAAGCCAGGUCCACCAAAUAAUCCAAAACUGAUAGACAUGACAAAAUCGUCUGUUGUACUUUCAUGGGGAAAGUCUAUUUAUGAUGGUGGCUGUGCGAUCCAGGGAUAUAUUGUUGAAGCAUGUGAAGUAAAAGCAGCUACAGAGGGGGAAAAGGUUUCAGAAGAGGGCAAGGCAGUUGCUGAGGAAUGGACAAUGUGCACCCCACCAACAGGUGUUAAACUGACACACUUUACUAUAGAAAAUUUGAAAGAAAAUCAAGAAUACAAAUUCAGGGUUUGUGCAGUUAACAAAGUUGGUGUUGGAGAGCAUGCUGAUGUUCCUGGGCCCAUCCUGCCAGUGGACAAAAUAGAGGAACCAGAUCUUGAUAUUGAUCCUGAGUUUAGAAAGCUCAUCCGAAUUAAAGCUGGAUGUUCUCUUAGGAUGUUCAUUCCUUUCAAAGGAAGACCAACCCCACAAAUCAAAUGGGAAAAAGAUGGUGGGUCAGUUAAGGAAACAGCACAGAUUGAGACCACCAGCAGUUACACUUAUCUUGUGAUUGAUCAAAUUAACAGGGCAGACAGUGGUAAAUACACUGUGACAGCAGAAAACUCUGCUGGUGCAAAAUCUGAAAUUAUAAGUGUUAAAGUCCUUGACACACCAAGUGCUCCCCUCAACCUCAAAGUGGAAGAAAUCACAAAAGAAUCUGUUACUCUUACAUGGGAGCCUCCGUCUUUGGAUGGUGGAGCAAAGAUAAAAAAUUACAUUGUUGAGAAACGUGAGAGCACUAGAAAAGCAUUUUCCGCUGUUGUCACAAACUGCCACAAACUUUCAUGGAAAAUUGAACCACUUCAAGAAGGCUGCAGUUACUAUUUCAGAGUACUUGCAGAAAAUGAACAUGGUGUAGGAUUACCUGCAAGUAUUGUAGAUCCCUUGAAAGUUUCAGAGGUGCCACAGUGUCCUGGAAAAUUAAGUGUAGUAGAUGUUACUAAAACAAGUGUAUCUCUAGCUUGGGAAAAGCCAGUUCAUGAUGGUGGCAGUAGAAUUCUUCAGUAUCUUGUUGAGAUGCAAGUUAAGGGUAACGAGAAAUGGUCUAGUUGUGCCAAUGUAAAAUCAUUAGAAUGUGUGAUUAGUAAUUUGAACUCUGGAGAAGAGUAUACUUUCCGAGUAAUUGCUGUCAAUGAAAAAGGAAAGAGUGACCCAAGAACACUUGCUGUCCCAGUGCAAGCAAAGGACCUUGUCUUUGGACCUGAUGUAAGACCUGUAUUUAGCAAUUACAGUGUUCUUGUUGGAAAAGACCUCCAAGUUGAAAUUCCAGUUUCUGGUCGCCCAAAGCCAAAGAUUACAUGGACAAAGGAUGGUGCACCACUUAAAUUCACAACAAGGGUAAACAUUUCUAAUACAGUGCACAGCACUAUUCUUAGCAUUAAAGAAGCAGCAAGAGAAGACAGUGGAAUGUAUGGAAUCAAUGUGUCUAAUGCUGUUGGACAAAAAGAUGCCUCUAUUGAAGUUAUCACUCUUGAUAAGCCUGGCCCACCAACUGGCCCUGUGAGAUUUAAUGAGAUAACUAUAUCAAGUGUUACAUUGUCAUGGGAUCCACCUAAGUUUACUGGUGGUUGUCCAAUUUCAAAUUACAUUGUACAAAAACGAGAUACAACAACCACAACAUGGGAGAAUGUUGCUAGUUCAGUAGCAAGAACAACACUGAAAGUGCCACGACUAAAGACUGGUGUUGAAUAUCAAUUCAGAGUCAUUGCUCAAAACAGGUAUGGCAAGAGUUAUGCUUUGGACUCUUCAGCUGUCAUUGCUCAGUAUCCAUAUAGAGAACCCGGACCACCAGGAACUCCAUUUGUGUCAUCCCUGUCUAAGGACCAUAUGAUUGUUGAAUGGAAUGAACCAGUUUCAGAUGGAGGUAGCAACAUUAUUGGAUACCAUCUUGAGAGGAAGGAAAGAAACAGCAUUCUUUGGACAAAGAUAAACAAGACAGUGAUUCAAGAUACAAGAUUCAAAACCAGUCCUUUAGAAGAAGGUAUUGAAUAUGAGUUCAGAGUCUAUGCUGAAAAUAUUGUUGGCAUUGGCAGAUGUAGUAAAAUCUCAGAGGGCUGUGUGGCACGUGAUCCAUGUGAUUCGCCUGGAACCCCAGAAGCUAUCCAUAUCAGUAAAAAUUCCAUAACCAUCCAGUGGACAAAGCCAGAGUAUGAUGGUGGAAGUGUUAUCACUGGUUAUACUGUUGAGAAACGUGAUCUUCCAGAGGGACGCUGGGCAAAAGCAAGUUUCACAAAUGUAAUUGAAACCAAUUUUACUGUCACUGGGCUAACAGAAGGUGCCAAGUAUGACUUCAGGGUAAUUGCAAAAAAUGCAGUUGGCACUAUCAGCAAACCAUCAUACAAUAGUGGACCCAUUGCUGCACUGGAUGAGGUAGAGCCACCAAAGUUCUCAAUUGAUCCAGAAUACACCCAGGCCCUUAUUGUGAACGCAGGAGAUACAUUUAAACUUGAUGCCGAUGUCCAUGGUAAACCACUUCCCACAAUACAAUGGUUUAAGAAUGACAAAGAGCUUGAAAGCACACUUAGAUGUGACAUCAAAAACACUGACAACAGAGCAUUAGUCACAGUAAAAGAUGCAACCAGGCAAGAUGGUGGAAACUACACCCUUCAGAUCACUAAUAUUGCUGGCUCACAGACUGUUCCAUUUCAUGUCAAAGUGCUUGACAAACCAGGUCCACCAGAUGGGCCUCUUCAUGUCACAGGUGUUUCCAGCAAUAAAUGCACUAUAUCAUGGCAAGCUCCACAAGAUGAUGGAGGAAGCACUAUUACUCAUUACAUUAUUGAAAGGCGUGAAACAAGUCGCCUUGCUUGGACUGUGGUCAGUAAUGAUUGUAAAGAAACAGUAUACAAAGUGACAAAGCUUCUGGAAGGUAAUGAAUAUAUAUUCCGUGUCAUGGCUGCCAACAGUUAUGGUGUUAGUGAAGCAAUUAUUACACCAUGCAUAAUAAUGAAGGAUCCAUUUGGUCACCCUGGAUCACCACAGAUUACUGAGGUAACAAAUAUAGCAAAGGAUUCUAUGACUAUUUGUUGGAAUGCACCAGACAGUGAUGGUGGAAGUGAAGUUCUUGGUUACAUCAUUGAGAAAAGAGACAGAUCUGGAAUUAGAUGGACACGAUGCAACAGACAGAAAGUCACAGAUGUAUGUUUCAGAGUGCAAGGGCUAAUUGAGGAUCAUGAAUAUGAAUUUAGAGUAUCAGCUGAAAAUGCAGCUGGAAUUGGAGAACCAAGCCUGCCAACAUCAUACUAUAAGGCUUGUGAUCCCAAAUUUAGACCCGGCCCACCCAUGCAUGGGCAUGUUGUCGAUACAACAAAGUCUUCAAUUACAGUGGCAUGGGCAAAACCCCUUAAUGAUGGGGGAUGUGCAAUUCAAGGAUACAUUGUUGAGAUCUGCAAAGCCGAAGAGGAGGAAUGGAUUAUGUGCACUCCCCCUACUGGAUUACGAGUAAACAAAUUUGAAAUUACUAAACUAACAGAACAACAGGAAUAUAAGAUUCAAAUAUGUGCCAUCAAUAAAUUAGGUGUUGGAGAACCUUUGGUUAUUCCAGGAACUGCCAAACCUGAGGAUAAGCUAGAGGUCCCUGAAAUUCACCUUGAUUCAGAGCUCAGAAAAGGCAUUGUUGUCCGCGCUGGAGGAUCAGUUCGAAUCAAUGUACCAUUUAAAGGUAGACCUACACCAAAUAUCAAAUGGACUAAAGAUGAAGGCGAACUGUCAGAAAAGACAGUGGUUGAAAAAGGUCUUAACUUCACCCAACUAUCAAUUGACUCCUGUGAUAGAAGGGACUCUGGAAAAUACACUGUGGUGUUGGAGAACAGCAGUGGCUCUGUAUCUGAAUUUGUUGCAGUUAAAGUGUUAGAUACUCCUGGAGCACCACUGAACCUUGUAGUUAAGGAUGUCAAGAAAGACUCAAUCACUCUUGUUUGGGAACCACCACUUGUUGACGGAGGUGCAAAGAUUAAACAUUAUGUUGUUGACAAGCGUGAAUCUACAAGAAAGGCUUAUGCAAAUGUAACAUCCAAGUGCAUCAGUACAACUUAUAAAGUGGAAAAUCUUACAGAAGGGGCCAUGUAUUACUUUAGAGUUAUGGCUGAAAAUGAAUAUGGUGUUGGUUUACCAGUUGAAACAAAGACUGCUUCAAAGGCCUCUGAAGUACCCGAGCCAGUUGGAAAAGUAAUGUUGACUGAUGUAACUAAAACAAGCGCAUCACUGGCCUGGGAAAAACCAGAGCAUGAUGGUGGUAGUAGGAUUGUUGGCUAUUUGAUUGAAAUGCAGCCUAAAGGAACUGACAAAUGGGGUGUAGCAACAAAUGUAAAAACAUGUGAAGGAACGGUCACUGGACUGACAGCUGGUCAGGAAUAUUUGUUCCGUGUUUUGGCAUAUAAUGAAAAAGGCAAGAGCGAGCCAAAACCCCUUGCUGCUCCUGUUAUUGCCAAUGACCUCACAAUUGAACCAAGCCUUAAGUUGCAGUUCAAUACAUACAGUAUCAAAUCUGGAAAAGAUUUCAAACUUGAAAUACCAAUUUUUGGACGUCCAAAACCAAAGAUCACUUGGACAAAAGAUGGACAGUCACUUAAGGUAACAUCCAGAGUUACUACUUCAAACACAUUAACAUCCACAAUCCUACAGAUUACUGAAGCCUGUAAAGAUGACUUUGGAAAGUAUGCAGUUACAGCAACUAAUAGUGUUCGUGCAGUUACAGAAGAAAUUGGCAUCAUAAUUCUUGAUAAACCUGGUCCACCCACAGGACCAGUAAAAGUAAAUGAAGUCAGCAAUAACUCUGUUUCCAUUUCAUGGGAACCACCAGAGUAUACGGGAGGCUGCCAAGUUAAGCAUUAUAUUGUUGAAAAACGAGAAACUACUGAAAAUACUUGGCAAGUUGUCGCUGGAUCAGUUGCAAGGACAUCUCUGAAAAUUACCAGGUUAAAAACAGGUGCUGAGUAUCAGUUUAGAGUUAUUGCUGAAAACAGAUAUGGUAAGGGUGCUCCCUUAGACUCAAAGUCAGUUGUUGUGCAAUAUCCUUACAAGCCUCCUGGGCCACCUGGUACACCAUAUGUAAAGUCUGCCACCAAGGAUCAAAUGAUAAUUGAGUGGAAUGAGCCAGUUAAUGAUGGUGGUAGCUCAGUAAUUGGUUACCACCUUGAGAGCAAAGAAAGAACAAGUAUUCUUUGGACAAAACUAAACAAAAUCCUUAUUGCUGAUACUGUUUUCAAGAUAUGCAACCUUGAAGAAGGCAUUGGAUAUGAAUUCAGGGUAUAUGCAGAAAACAUUGUUGGUAUUGGCAGAGCAAGCAAAGCUUCUGAGAGCUUUAUUGCCCGUGACCCAUGUGAUCCACCUGGUACUCCUGAGGCUGUGACAAUAUCAAAGAACCAUAUUAAGAUUCAGUGGACAAAGCCUCAGUAUGAUGGUGGCAGCAAAGUGACUGGAUAUAUUGUUGAAAGGAGGGACUUGCCUGAGGGCAGAUGGACUAGGGCAAACUUUACAAAUGUAAUUGAGACCGAAUUUACAAUGACAGGCUUAACUGUAGACAAUCAGUAUGAAUUUAGAGUAAUUGCAAGAAAUGCUUCUGGUGUCUUCAGUGAGCCCUCUGACAGCACUGGACCAAUUACUACUAAAGAUGAAAUCGAACCUCCUAGUGUUUCAAUGGAUCCUAAGUACAAGGAUGUCAUUGUUGUCAAUGCUGGAGAGAAUUUAGUUUUGGAUGCAGACAUCCAUGGAAAACCGACACCUGUUAUCCAGUGGCUGAAAGAAGGAAAAGAAAUGGCUAAGUCGUUGCGCAUUGAAGUAAAAAGUACACUGAAUAAUGCUUCUAUUACAAUCAAAGACUGUACAAGGUUAGAUAGUGGACAUUAUGAUCUUGUUUUAAGUAACAGUGGUGGAACAAAAACAAUUCCAAUAACAGUGAAAGUUCUUGAUAGACCAGGUGCACCCACUGGACCACUACAAAUAACUGGUGUCAUGUCUGAUAAAUGUAACCUGUUCUGGUCUGAGCCCUCUCAGAAUGGUGGUGCUAAUAUUUCCCAUUAUAUCCUUGAGAAAAGGGAAACUAGCAGGCUAUCAUGGACUGUUGUUGAUUCCAACAUUCCAACUGUGAGUUACAAAGUGACAAAGCUUUUGCAAGGUGAUGAGUAUAUCUUUAGAGUUAUGGCUGUCAACAAAUAUGGAGUUGGUGAACCAUUAGAAUCUGAGGCAGUUACUGCACGUAAUCCAUACAAGCCCCCAAGUGCACCAUCAACACCAGAAGCAAGAGAGAUAACAAAGGAUUCAAUGACUCUGUCAUGGAAUGCACCAGAGGAUGAUGGUGGAGCAGAAAUUACAUGUUAUCACGUGGAAAAGCGUGAUAAAGAAGGUGUGAGGUGGACAAAAUGCAACCGACAGAAGUUGAAUGAUUUGAAUUUCAAAGUAACUGGUCUUUCAGAGGGUCAUUUCUAUGAGUUCCGUAUUUCUGCUGAGAAUGAAGCUGGUAUUGGAGAAUUUAGUGAUUUAUCUCUAUUUUAUAGAGCAGCAAAUGCCAUUACUCCACCAAGUCCACCUCAUCAUCCUAAAGUGACAGAUCACACAAGCUCUUCUGUAUCUUUGUCUUGGGGUAAACCUUCUACUGAUGGUGGAGCAUAUGUUAAAGGUUAUAUUGUUGAGAUGAAGGAAGUUUCUUCAGAGGAAUGGAUCAUUUCCACACCACCAGCUGGGAUACAAGCAACACGUCUAACAGUUGAAAACCUGAAGGAGAAUACAGAGUAUAACUUUAGAGUCUGUGCAAUAAACUCUGAAGGAGUCAGUGAACCUGCUGAUGUUCAUGGUUCAGUGACCGCAUGUGAAAAAAUGGAAGCACCUGAGAUUGAACUUGAUGCUGACCUCAGGAAGGUUGUUUCUGUCCGUGCAGGGGGAUCACUUCGCCUUUUCAUUACAAUUAGAGGUAGACCUGAGCCAUCUAUCAAAUGGGAAAAAGAGGAUGGAACUCUAACUGAGCGUGCCCAGAUUGAGUCUACAGGUUCAUAUACUAUGCUUGUAAUUGAUAAUGUCAAUAGAUUUGACAGUGGAAAAUACAUCUUGACUCUUGAAAAUAAGAGUGGCACAAAAUCUUCAUUUGUCAAUGUUAGGGUGCUUGAUACACCAAGUGCUCCACAGAAGUUUGAAGUGAAAGAUGUCAAGAAGGACUCAGCGAUUCUCUGCUGGGAACCACCUCUUACAGAUGGUGGAGUUAAAAUAACUAAUUACGUGGUUGAGAAGCGAGAAUCUACAAGGAAGGCUUAUACAACUGUGACAAGCAACUGCACACAAACUUUCUUUAAAGUUGAAGAACUGCAGGAGGGAGGAAUUUUUUACUUCCGUGUGUGUGCUGUUAAUGUGUAUGGCUUUGGUAUGAUGGCAGAAACAAAAACUCCUGUCAAGGUGGCACAGGUACCUAUGCCUCCAGCAAAAGUAACUCUUGUGGAUGUCACAAAGAAUAGUGUGACACUCACUUGGCUAAAGCCUGUCCAUGAUGGAGGCAGCAAAAUAAUCUGCUACAAUGUAGAGAUGCAACCCAAGGGCAGUGACAAAUGGGGUGUAAGCUGCACAGUUAAGGUUCCAGAAGCUACUGUAAGCAACCUUACACCUGGUGAAACAUACGCUUUUAGAGUUAUUGCAGUAAAUGAGAAAGGCAAGAGUGAGCCUCAAGAACUUGGUGUGCCUGUUGUAGCUAAGGAUAUUGAAAUUGAACCCUCAGUACAUUUACUGUUCAAUACCUUCAGUGUUAAAGCUGGGGGUAAUCUUACUGUGGAAGUUCCUGUAAGAGGCAGACCUAAGCCAGUUGUCUCUUGGAAAAAGGAUGGUCUUCCCCUGAAGCAAACAACCUCUCUUUCAGUCAUCAACACUCUACUGUCAAGCAAAAUUGUCAUCAAAGAAGCUGCUAUUGAACAUGUUGGUAAAUAUGAAAUCACUCUCGCUAAUACAGCUGGUACCAUGUCCACAGAUAUUGCUGUUGUUGUUCUAGAUAAACCAGGGCCACCAGCUUCAGUAAAGGUUGAUGCUGUGACUUCUGACAGUAUUACAUUGUCAUGGACCCCACCAGAGUAUGAUGGUGGAUGCGCUAUCAAUAAUUACAUUGUUGAGAAGAGAGAUACCACUACAACAGAGUGGCAUAUUGUUUCAUCAAAUGUUGCCAGAACAUCAGUCAAGGUUCCUAGAUUGACUCAAGGCUCUGAGUACCAGUUCCGAAUUUUUGCUGUGAACCGCUAUGGAAAGAGUAAGCCAGUCGACUCUCCGUGCAUUACUGCGGAGUAUACAUUCAAACAGCCUGGCCCUCCAUCAACACCCCGUGUUGUUCAUGCCACCAAAGCCUUCAUGUUGGUUACAUGGAAUGAACCUGUUAAUGAUGGUGGUAGCACAGUCCUUGGAUAUCAUUUAGAACGCAAGGAAAGAACCAGUAUUCUUUGGACAAAGGUGAACAGGAUCCUAAUCAAGAAUACUGAAUAUAAAGUAACUGGCAUUGAGGAAGGCAUGGUGUAUAAGUUCCGGGUUUAUGCUGAAAACAUUGCUGGAAUUGGCAAGGCAAGCAAAACAAGUGAGUCCAUGGCUGCAAGAGAUCCUUGUGAUCCUCCUGGUCAGCCUGUGAUAACUAGCAUGACCAAGUCUUCUGUAUCCCUUUCUUGGGCGAAGCCUGAGUAUGAUGGUGGAGCCAAAGUUAUUGGAUAUAUUAUUGAACGUAGAGAUCUCCCACAGGGUCGCUGGGUAAGAUGCAAUUUUACCAAUGUUGCAGAGACCUACUUUGAUGUUACUGGCCUAACAUUGGAUGAACAAUAUGACUUCCGUAUUAUUGCAAAGAAUGCUGCUGGACUGUUCAGUGAGCCAUCUGAUAACACUGGUCCUAUUACAGUUAAAGAUAAUGUAGAUCCACCACGCAUUAUGAUGGAUGUCAAAUUUAAAGAAGUUGUGCUAGUUAAAGCAGGGGAAACCCUGAAGAUUAAUGCUGAUAUUGCAGGACGCCCACUUCCAGUUUCGUCUUGGUCAAAGGAUGGACAUGAACUUGAACACAAAGCAAGAAUUCAGAUAACUGGAACAGAUACUAAUACUAUGAUAGUCAUUAAAGACUGCAAACGAAGUGAUUCUGGACAGUAUUCCUUGACAUUAAAGAAUGUGGCAGGAAGUGUCACAACACCAGUAAAUUGUGUUAUUCUUGAUAAACCAGGGCCUUCAGCAGGUCCCUUGUCAGUUACAGGCCUCACAGCAGAGAAGUGCACAUUGUCAUGGGGACCACCUCAAGAAGCAGGUGGUGCUGAAAUAACACAUUAUGUUGUUGAGAAAAGAGAGACCAGCCGUUUGGCAUGGACACUUGUGGAUGGAGAGGUCAAAACUACCGUAUUCAAAGUCACUAAGCUCCUGAAAGGAAAUGAGUAUAUAUUCAGAGUUUUGGCUGUCAACAAGUUUGGACUUGGUGAAGCACUUGAAAGUGAAAUUGUUAAAGUUACUGAUCCAUACACCAUCCCAGCAGCUCCGACUAAUGUCGAUAUCACAAGUGUGACCAGUGAAGCAAUAACUAUUACUUGGGCAAAGCCUAGUUCUGAUGGAGGAAGUGAGAUCCUUGGAUACAUAGUUGAAAGGAGAGAGAAAUCUGGUAUUCACUGGGUUCGUGUUAACAGAGAGCUUGUGACAGAUUUAACAGCUGAAAUAUCAAAAGUACGAAGAGGAUGUGAAUAUGAAUUUAGAGUUUAUGCUGAAAAUGCAGCAGGUUUGAGUCCAGCUAGUGAUCCAUCUGCUUCAGUAAGGGCUGAAGAUGAACUUCUGGUUCCAUCCCCACCAUCUAAACCCAAGAUUCUAGAUCAUACAAAUAAUUCAAUUACUAUUGCCUGGAAAAAGCCUUCAUCUGAUGGCGGUGCACCGAUUCUUGGAUACUGUGUAGAAUAUAAGAAAUCUGAGGAAGAGGCAUGGGUUGUGGCUAUUCAAAUGACAAAGAGCAACGAAUUCACAAUUUCUGGUCUUACAACUGACACAGAGUAUGUAUUUGCUGUUAAAUCAAUGAAUAAAAUUGGUGUAAGUGAGCAGUCACCUAUUUCUGAGGCACAGUCAGCGACAGACAGAAAAGAGGAGCCUGUGUUUGAGGUUGACAUUGAAAUGCGAAAGACUUUAAUUGUCAAGCAUGGCAAUUCAUUUACUUUGACAGCACGAUUUAAGGGAGUGCCAGUACCUUCAGUUACAUGGAGUAAAGAAGAAGUGGAUCUUAAAGCCAGAGCAAGCAUUGAAACAACUAAAAACUGCACAUCUAUUACUAUUGAGAAAGCAACAAGAAAUGACUCUGGCCAAUACAUUGUUAAUUUAGACAACGGUGUUGGAACUGCAUCUUUGCCAAUAGUAGUCAAAGUUCUCGACUCCCCUGGACCACCAACUAAUGUAAAGAUUACAGAGGUCACAAAGGAUUCUGCUACAGUUAUUUGGGAAGCUCCAGAAAAUGAUGGAGGAGAUGCUGUUAAGGCAUAUCAUGUUGAGAAACGUGAAGCAAGCAAAAAGGCCUGGGUAUCUGUAACAAGCAGCUGUCACAGUUUGACAUACAAAGUAGAAGACUUACAAGAAGGGGCAGUCUACUACUUCCGAGUUAUUGGAGAAAACGAGUAUGGUAUUGGUGUACCUAAUGAAACUAAAGAUGGAACUAAGAUUACAGAAAAACCAAGUCCACCUUCUAGACUUGGUGUUACUGCUGUCACAAAGGAUAGUGUGACCAUUGCAUGGUCAAAACCAGAGCAUGACGGUGGAAGCCGCAUUACCAGUUACCUAAUUGAUGCCCUUGAAAAGGGCCAGCAGAAGUGGGUGAAAUGUGCUGUCGUUAAAACUAAUACCCACACAGUUAAGAGCCUGAGAGAAAAUAGAGAAUACUUCUUUAGAGUUCGUGCUGAGAAUCACGCUGGACUCAGUGAGCCAAAAGAAAUGAUAAUUCCUGUGGUUGUGAAAGAUCAGCUGGAUGCCCCAGAGUUUGACAUGAAGAAUUUCCCCCACAACACUGUUUAUGUGAGAGCAGGAUCAAAUCUUAAGUUUGAGCUUCCUCUGUUUGGCAAACCAAUGCCAAAAGUCACAAUGACAAGAAGUAAUGUUCCAGUUAAAUGUGGAAAGCGAUUUAGCUUUGAAGUAACCCCUGAAAGUCUAAAUAUCAACCUAAAGGAAAGUAUUGCAAGUGAUGCUGGAAGAUAUGACAUUGUUGCCUCAAACACAAGUGGAACAACCAAGAUGUUUGUAAACAUCCUUGUCCUUGAUAGACCAGGUCCUCCGGUUGGUCCCAUUGAAGUUAGUGAUGUGGGAGAGACAAGCUUGUGUCUUAAAUGGCUCCCACCUUUGUAUGAUGGUGGCACUCCUGUCACAAACUAUGUUGUUCUUAAACGUGAAACAAGUACCCCAGCAUGGACAGAAGUGACAUCUACAGUCGCCAGAAAUGCUAUUAAAGUGACCAAACUUACAAAGGGAGAAGGAUACCAAUUCAGGAUAAAAGCUGAGAAUCGCUUCGGCAUCAGCGACCACAUUGAUUCUCAGUCAGUUAUAGUGAAGCUUCCAUACACUGUUCCCGGACCACCAUCAUCACCAUGGGUUGCCCUUGUGUCAAGGGAAAGCCUCACUGUAUGCUGGAAUGAGCCAGUAAUUGAUGGAGGAAGCCCUGUCUUUGGAUACCAUGUUCAAAUGAAAGAAAGAAGCAGCAUUCUUUGGCAGACAGUGAACAAAACAGCAAUCUCUGCAACUCAAAUUAGAGUGUCAAAUAUAUGUUCUGGAAUGAUUUAUGAGUUCAAGGUAGCUGCACAAAAUGCAGCUGGUAUUGGAAAGUUCAGCAAAACUUCUGAAGAAGUACUAGCCAUUGAUGCCUGUGAACCACCUGCAAAUGUGAGAAUUUCCGAGGUUACCAAAAAUUCAGUUAGCCUUGUUUGGCAGAAACCUCCAUUUGAUGGUGGAAGUAAAAUUACCGGGUACAUGGUUGAGCGAAGAGACGCUCCAAAUGGCAGAUGGACAAAGGCAAACUUUACCAAUGUCAUUGAUACUAACUUUACUGCGUCAGGCUUGACACAGGAUCAGUCAUAUGAAUUCAGGGUCUUUGCCAAGAAUGCAGUUGGUUCUGUGAGCAACCCAUCACUGAUUGCGGGUCCAGCAACUUGUGUUGAUAUUUCAGGUGCACCAGUUAUUGACCUUCCUCCAGAGUACUUGGAUGUUGUGCAAUACAAAGCUGGUGCAUCAAUUAAGAUUAAAGUGGGAAUAACUGCUAAACCAUUGCCAACCAUUGAAUGGCUUAAAGACGGAAAGGAAUUAGUGUCAAGUGCACAGCUGUCAAUUGAGAACACAACUGAUUCAUCCGCCAUCCUUAUUAAGGAUUCCACUCGUCUUAAUACUGGAACGUAUGAGAUCAAAAUCAGGAAUGUGUUUGGCACAGCAUCUGCUUCCAUUAGAAUACAGAUUCUAGACAAACCUGGACCUCCAGCUGGACUAAUCGAAUUCAAAUUAGUCACUGCUGACAAGAUAAUACUUGCAUGGGAGCCAGUGGUUGAUGAAGGAGGUGCCAAAGUAACUCAUUACAUUGUAGAAAAACGUGAGACAAGUAGAGUAGUGUGGUCCACAGUCUCUGAAGCAACAGAACAACGUAUGGUCACUGCACAGAAGUUGGGCAGAGGAAAUGAAUACGUCUUCCGUGUCAGAGGCGUUAAUAAAUUUGGAGCUGGAGAACCUCUGGAGUCUGACCAUGUUAUUGCCAAAAAUGCAUUCGUGACACCAGGACAGCCUUGUACACCAACAGCAACAGAUAUCACCAGAACAUCAAUGCAGAUUGUUUGGGAUGUACCUGGUGUUGAUGGUGGUAGCAUGGUCACAGGCUACUAUUUAGAAAGACGUGAUAAGAAGAGUCUACGUUGGGUAAAGGUGUACAAAGACCCCAUUAAGGACACCAAAGCGAAGGUCCAUCAUCUUACAGAAGGAAAUGAAUAUCAGUACCGUGUAUGUGCAAUUAAUAAAGCUGGGGAAGGUCCACACUCAGAUCUUUCUGAUUUCUACAAAGCUGCUGAUCCAGUUGACCCACCAUAUGAACCAACUAAGCUGAAAGUUGUUGACUCAACUAAAACAUCAAUCACACUUGCGUGGUCAAAACCAGAAUGUGAUGGAGGCAGUGAAAUCCUCAGCUAUGUUGUAGAGAAAAAAAUUGGUCAAGAAGGGGAAUGGACAGUGAUUAGCCACAAGGGAGAAGUUAGAACUACAGAGUAUGUUGCUUCAGGUCUUAAACCAGAUGUUGACUACUACUUCCGUGUAUCUGCUGUCAAUUGUGCUGGUCGUGGAGACCCAAUAGAAAUGGAAGAAUCAGUCCAAGCCAAGGAUAUUCUUGAGGAAGCCCAGGUUGAUACUGAUGUUGCAAUGAGAACUCACUACAUUGUGAAAGCUGGUAAAGAUAUUGAAAUUAUGGUCCCACUUAAAGGCAGACCUGCUCCAAGUGUCUCUUGGAAGAAAGAAGACCAAAACAUUGAUAAUGAUCCUAAAUAUGACAUUCACAACACAAACACUUCAUCGUGUCUCCUUAUUUCACAAGUAACUCGAAACGACACUGGCAAAUAUACCAUUCACAUAUCAAAUGGUGUAGGAGAACCAAAGUCACUGACAGUGUCUGUUAAAGUACAGGACACCCCAGCUGCUUGUAGAAAUUUGGCCUUGAAAGACGUUACUCGUGGAAAUGUUACACUUUGUUGGGAGCCUCCUCUACAGGAUGGUGGAGCAGAAAUCACCAAUUAUGUUGUAGAGAAGAGAGAUGCAUCAAAGCGCACAUAUGCUUGUGUGACAAAUAAAUGUACAGAGACCACAUAUGCCAUUGAGGAACUCUCUGAGAAGACAUCAUACUUCUUCCGUGUAUUAGCAGAAAAUGAAAAUGGAAUUGGGGAUCCGUGUGAAACAGCAGAGCCAAUUAAAGCCACUGAGACACCAGGUCCAGUCAAAGACCUUGCAAUGAAAGAUUCCACAAAAACGUCAGUAACACUACAAUGGAACAAACCAGAGUAUGAUGGUGGUAGCAUUAUUACAGACUACAUAAUUGAAAAGAAACUACAAGGUCAAGAUGAAUGGUCACCUGCUGGCACAAACAAACACUGUGAACAUGAAAUUACAAAACUUAAGGAACUCACUGAAAUGUUUUUCAGAGUUUGUUCAAUUAAUGAAAAGGGUAAUAGUGACUUUGUUGAAAUUGGACCAAUUAAAGUGAAGGACUACAUUAUUGCACCAGAAGCAAACCUUGAUGAUUAUCCUGAUGGACAAAUCAGUGUGCGCUUAGGACACAAUGUUCACAUUGAAUUGCCAUAUAGAGGUAAACCAAGACCAGCUAUUAUUUGGUUGAAGGACAACUUGCCACUCAAAGAGAGUGACAGAAUUCGAUUUAAGAAGAGUGAAAACAAGGCAACUUUAAUGAUAAAGAAUGUGGAGAAAGAGAAUGGUGGUAAAUACACACUUACUCUUGACAACACAUUCUUCAGAAGAUCAUUCCAUAUUCAAGUAAUUACUCUUGGACCACCAGCUAAACCUAUCGGACCCAUCCGUCUGGAUGAGGUCAGAGCAGAAAGUAUAACAAUAUCUUGGGAUGAACCAAAUGAUGAUGGUGGAGGAAAAAUAAUUUGCUAUGCAGUGGAAAAACGUGACACCUCUCAGACAGAUUGGAAGUUGGCUUGUUCAAAUGUGACUGGAACAUCAUUUAAGGUACCUAAUCUGAUCAAGGGAACCCAAUAUCAGUUCAGAGUCUGUGCAGAAAACAGAUAUGGUGUAAGUGAACCUUUAGUUUCCCAAAAUGUCAUUGCCAAGCAUGAGUUCCGACCACCAGGCGCACCAGGUCGGCCAGUAGUUUACAAUAUCACAAACGAUGGCAUGACUCUUCAGUGGGAUAAACCCAUUUUUGAUGGAGGUUGUCCAGUCCUUGGGUUCCAUGUUGAAAAGAAGGAGAAGAACAGCAUAAUGUGGCAAAAGGUCAACACAGUCUUGGUGAAAAAAAGGGAGUACAGGGUUCUUGGUCUUAUUGAAGGUCUGGAGUAUCAGUUCAGAGUCUAUGCACAAAAUGAUUCUGGACACAGCCGCAUGAGUGAUGCAAGCAAACCUGUUAUGGCCGUUUCUCCAGUUGAUCCUCCUGAAACCCCUGACUACGUCGAUGUGACAAGUGACUCUGUAAAACUCAAGUGGGAAGCACCCAAGCGAGAUGGCGGAAGCAAAAUUGUUGCGUACGAUGUGGAGAAGCGGCAGAACCAGGAGCGGUGGUUUAAGAGCAAUUUUUCAGAUGUUACAGACACAGAAUAUACAGUGACUGGUCUUACUUGCGGUGAACGCUACGAGUUUAGAGUCAUAGCAAGAAAUGCUAUUGGUACAGUGAGCCCACCCUCUCAGUCAUCUGGAUAUGUAGUAAUAAGAGAUGAGAGCUUUGCUCCAAACAUUGAGUUUGGCCAGGAGUACUUUGAGGGAGUCUCUCUUAAAGCUGGGGAAAACAUUAGACUCAAAGUAACAAUUACUGGAAGACCAACACCAAAGGUUACCUGGUUCAGAGAUGGUACUGAAUUAACAAAGAAAAUGGUUGACAUCACAACAAUUACUGGGUCAAGCACUCUGUUUAUCAGAGAUGCUGACCGUAGUCACCGUGGCAUUUAUACCGUGGAAGCCACAAAUUCCGUAGGAACUAAGAAGGAAGCAAUGAAAGUUGAAGUUUUUGAUACACCUGGAGAACCUGUGGGACCAAUCAUGUUCUCAGAUAUAACUGAAGGCAAAGUGACACUUUCAUGGAAUCCACCGGAGAAUGAUGGCUGUUCUAAUAUUACGCAUUACAUUGUUGAGAAGCGUGAAACCUCUAAACUUUCAUGGGCACUUGUUACAGAUGAGUGCUUGAAUUGCACAUACACUGCAACCAAGCUGAUGAAGACCAAUGAGUAUCAGUUCCGUGUUUCUGCAGUCAAUAAGAUUGGUGUUAGUAGACAUCUGGAAUCAGCCCCUGUGAUUGCACAGAUGCAAUACACUGUUCCAGAUUCUCCUGGAACUCCUGAUGCAACAGAUGUUGAUGGAGAGAGUAUCACAAUCAGCUGGGCUCCUCCAACACAUGAUGGUGGAAACCCAAUUAAAUAUUACAUUGUGGAAAGACGUGAAAAGAAGACUGGUCGUUGGUUGAAGGUCUUAACAAGAAAACCCAUUGUUGAGGCCGCACACAGAGUGACUCAUCUCACUGAGAAUGUGGAGUAUGAAUUCCGUGUGUAUGCAGUAAAUGAUGCUGGAAUUGGAGAUCCAAGUAACAUUUCAAUACCAAUUAAAUGUGCAGAGCCUACUGAAGAACCAGAUGCCCCAUCUAUUGUAAAUGUCAAGGACAGUACAAAUACAUCUGUUAGCUUGGAGUGGACCAGACCUGCCCAUGAUGGUGGUAUGGAAGUCCAUGGCUACAUUGUUGAGAUGUGCAAGGGAUCUGAAGAGGCAUGGCUUAGAGUCAAUGAUGAUCUUUGUCCUAUUACUAAAUACACUGUCACUGGUUUGGAAACUGGUGCACAGUACAAGUUCCGAAUUUGUGCAGUCAACUCUGUUGGAAAGGGUAAACCCAGAGAGAUACCUGAGCCAGUACAAGCAGUAGAUAGACUGUUGGCCCCAGAAAUUGAUAUUGAUGCAUCCUUCCAACAGACACAUAUUGUGAAAAGUGGGGGAAGUGUUUGUCUCCGUAUUGCCUUUAAGGGAAAACCAGCGCCCACAGCUUCCUGGACAAAAGUAGAUGGAGAACUCGGUGUUAUGGCAGAUAUCACCACCACUGAAACAUUCACAGCUUUAACGCUGGAGAACUGCUCAAGAAAUGAUACUGGAAAAUACACUCUCACUCUUGAGAACAGCAGUGGCAGUAAAUCUAUCACUGUUACAGUUAAAGUGUUGGACACACCAGGAAUGCCAGGGCCUAUCUUUAUCGAGGAAGUAUCAAAGGGAGCUCUCACUCUUGUGUGGGAUCCUCCUCUGAAUGAUGGCGGUGCACGUGUUCAUCAUUACAUUGUUGAGAAGCGCGAGGCCAGUCGUCGUACAUGGACAGAGGCAGCCCCCAAAACCACGGAAACAAAAUUGUGUAUCUCUAAUCUCCUUGAAAGUGUGCCUUAUUUCUUUAAAGUCAUGGCUGAAAAUCAGUAUGGUAUUGGUGAAGUGUACGAAAUGCCUGAACCAAUUAUUGCCACAGCUGAACCUGCUCCACCUAAGAGAGUUGAUAUAAUUGAUACUACAGACACAACAGCAACCUUGGCCUGGCUCAAGCCAGAGCAUGAUGGAGGAAGCCGUGUCACAGGCUAUCGUGUUGAGUCAAAGGCUAAAGGCACAGGUAAAUGGUUUGCCUGUGGCACAACGAAAAAUCUAACCUUUGUAGUUGAAGGCCUUAUUGAGAAUUCUGAGUAUAAAUUCCGUGUCAAGGCUUGCAACGAUGCUGGGUUUAGUAUGCCAAGAGAAGUAUUAUCCUCGGUCAUCAUUAAAGAGCCACGCAUUGAACCCACUGCCGAUCUCAGUGGCAUCACCAACCAACUUAUUACUAAGAAGAUCGGUGACACAUUUGAGAUUGAUGUUCCAAUUAGUGGCAGACCUGCUCCGAAGGUAACCUGGAAGCUUGAGGAAAUGAGGCUAAAAGAAACUGAUAGGGUAUCAAUUAAAACCACCAAAAACAGAACCACUCUCACUGUUAAAGAAAGCAUGAGGGGUGAUGGAGGAAGAUAUUUCCUUACUCUUGAAAACGUCACUGGAUCAAAGACUUUUACUGUUAAUGUCAAUGUCAUUGGCAGACCAAGUCCUCCAGAGGGCCCUAUUGAGAUCUCCUCUAUUACAUCAGAGUCAUGCGUACUGACAUGGAAUCCACCUGAGGAUGAUGGUGGAACAGACAUUACAAACUACAUUGUUGAGAAGCGUGAGUCUGGCUCCACUGCCUGGCAGCUUGUUAACUCAAGUGUAAAGCGCACUACAAUCCUUAUUUCACAUCUGACUAAGUACAUGCAGUACACUUUCCGUGUCUGUUCUGAAAACCGAUUUGGUGUGAGCAAACCAACAGAAUCUGAGACAAUUGUUGCAGAGCAUCCAUUUGUUCCUUCAGGGGCUCCAACAAGGCCAGAAGUGUUUUCUGUAACUGCCAACAGCAUGAGCAUUCGUUGGGAGGAACCAUACCAUGAUGGUGGCAGCAAGGUCUCUGGAUACUGGAUUGAAAAGAAAGAACGUAAUACAAUUCUCUGGGUGAGAGAAAACAAGAUACCAUGCUUUGAAUGCCACUACAGGGUUGAAGGCCUUGUUGAAGGUCUUGAAUACCAGUUCAGGGUCUAUGCAAUGAAUAGCGCUGGCCUCAGCAAAGCAAGUGAAGCAUCAAAAAGAGCAGUGGCACAAAACCCAGUUGAUCCUCCAGGAAAACCAGAAGUUACAGCUGUAUCAAGAUCAACAGUCUCAGUCAAAUGGUCUGCACCUCUUAAUGAUGGUGGAAGCCCAAUCACAGGCUACAUUGUUGAGCGAAAGCCAUAUAGUCUCACUGGAGAAGGUCGCUGGCUUAAGUGCAACUACACUAAUGUUACUGACACAAAUUUCACUGUCACUGCACUGGGAGAAGGAGAGGAAUAUGAAUUCCGUGUCAUUGCCAAAAAUGCUAACGGAGUUUUCAGCACGCCAUCCGUUUCCACAGGGCCUGUGACCUGCAAAGCAGAGUACAUUCCUCCCAAAGCAGAGUUGGACAGCAAACUUCUUGUGGACACGGUUACAGUCAGAGCUGGAUCUGAUCUGGUACUUGAUGCUGCUGUCGGAGGUAAACCUGAACCAAAGGUUUUCUGGGCCAAGGGUCCAAAAGAGCUAGAGCUUUGUGAUAAGUACUCUCUCCAGUACACCAGUACCCGUGCCAUGGCAAUUAUCAAGUUCUGUGACAGAGACGACACUGGGAAGUAUAUUUUGACAGUAAAGAAUGCAAGUGGCACCAAAACUGCAGAAGUCAAUGUUAAAGUACUUGAUACACCUGGCCCUUGUCGGGACAUAACAGUCAGCAAUGUAUCCGAGGAAAAAUGCACAGUGUCUUGGAAAGAGCCACUGGAAGAUGGAGGUGACCCCAUCACACAUUACACACUUGAAAGAAGAGACACCAACAGACUCAACUGGGUUAUCAUAGAGGCUGAAUGCAAAGCUCUAACAUACGAAAUCAAAAGGCUUUUAAAGAACAUUGAAUAUAUUUUCCGUGUGAGAGGUGUGAACAAGUAUGGCGCUGGUGUGGUGGUACAGUCUAGCCCCAUUGUUGCCAGAAACUCAUUCACUGUCCCAUCACCUCCUGGAGCACCAGAAAUCCUUGCAGUUGGAAAAGACUUUGCAACAAUUGAAUGGCUAAAGCCUGAAAGUGAUGGUGGCAGUGAAGUCACAAACUACUUGAUUGAGUUGCGUGAGAAAAAGAGUGCUAGAUGGAUCAAAGUUAACAGAAAUUUGAUCCUCAAGGACACAUCCUUUAAAGUCACUGGUCUCCAUGAAGGCAACAUUUACCAGUUCCGUAUAACAGCCAUGAAUGCAGCUGGUGAUAGUGAACCGAGUGAAGUGUCAAUGUAUGCAGUAUGUAAAGUAAAAACUGGCACUCCAGAUGCUCCCACAAUUCCACGUAUUACAGACACACACAAAGAGAGUAUUACUCUUGCCUGGACACGGCCUGUUGAAGAUGGUGGCGCUGAUAUCAUUGGGUACAUUCUUGAGAUGCAAGAAGUUGGUUCAGAAGAAUGGAAAAAGGUGCAUGAAAAGAAUCUUAGACUGACUGAACACACCGUCACAGACCUGACUGCUGGCAAAAAAUACUGUUUUAGAGUUGCGGCAGUCAAUGUAAAUGGAGCAGGUGACUUCAGUGAUCCAUGUGCAGAAACAGAGCCUGUAGAACGAAUUGAAAUCCCUGACCUUGAGCUGCCUGAUGAACUGACGAAGACAAUAUGCUUGAGAGCAGGAAGUUCCUUGCGCCUUCAUAUAGCUAUUACUGGAAGACCAUUCCCCACUAUAACAUGGAGCAAACCUGGUGUUGAUCUUCAUAAUCGUGGCUUUAUUGAAGUCACUAACACUGCUACAACUCUCAUUAUUGAUAAAGUGCACCGCUACGAUGCUGGCAGAUAUACUCUAGAAGCCUCAAAUACAGCUGGAAAGAAGGAUGCAAGCAUUCUUGUCAAAAUCUAUGAUACGCCUGGUCCACCUGGUCCUAUUAAAAUGAAAGAGCUUACAAAGGAUUCUGCUCAUAUUACUUGGGAUGCUCCUGAGGUUGAUGGUGGAGCACCUGUCAAUAAUUAUAUUAUUGAAAGGCGGGAAGCAUCAAUGAGAGCAUACAAGACUAUUACAUCCAAAUGCAGCAAGACAUCAUUCAAAAUUGUUGGUCUGACAGAAGGAAUGAUGUAUUACUUCAGGGUCUUACCAGAAAAUAUCUAUGGUGUCGGUGAACCUUGUGAAACAAGUGAUGUUGUUUUGGUGUGUGAAGUUCCACUACCACCAGCCAAGCUUGAAGUUGUAGAUGUUACCAAGUCCAGUGUGUCACUUGCGUGGGAGAAACCUUUACAUGAUGGAGGCAGCAGAAUCACAGGCUACAUUGUUGAGGCUUGUAGGGCUGGUACUGACAAGUGGAUGAGGGUGGCUACAUUAAAACUCACAGACUUUGAGUUCACUGUCGUGUCACUUAAUGAGAAUGAGCAGUACCUCUUCAGGGUACGUGCCAUAAACAGCAGAGGUGCUGGUGAGCCAAAAGAAAUUGUGACUGCUGUGACAGUUCAAGAACAAAGAGUUAUGCCAAAGAUCGAUUUGUCAACUAUUCCAAAUAAGGUGAUCAGUGUUUUGGCAGGCAAACCCCUUGAGCUUAACCUGCCACUCAUAGGAAGACCACCACCAGUUUGCUCUUGGUUCUUCAAUGACAAUAAAGUAAAAAUACAAGAGCGUGUAAAGAUUAAGUCAACUGGAAAAUUCUCUAAAAUAACUAUUCUUAACACCACCAUCGAUGACAGUGGAGUUUAUACUCUUGAAGUGAAAAACAUAACAGGAGUGACUACUGAAAACAUCAAAGUCAUCAUUCUUGAUAAACCCGAUGAACCUCAAGGCCCUAUACGACUUGAUGAAAUUGAUGCAACUUCAGUUACAAUAAGCUGGGAUCAGCCUAAGAGAGAUGGUGGUGCUCCUGUCAGUAGCUAUGUGGUUGAACAACGCGAUGCUCAUCGUCCAGGAUGGGUGCCUGUGUCUGGAUCAGUUAGCAGACCAACAUUUAAGUUUGACAGAUUGACAGAGGGCAAUGAAUAUGUGUUCCGUGUUGCAGCAACUAAUCGCUAUGGCACUGGAGAGUACUUGCAGUCAGAAACUGUAUUGUGCAAGAGUUUCAAAUCUAUUCCGGGACCACCUGGCAGACCUAUUGUCUUCGAUGUCUCACGUGAUGGCAUGACUGUUGCCUGGGAGCCACCAGAUGAGGAUGGAGGAUUAGAGGUGUCUGGCUAUAUUAUUGAACGCAAGGAAGUCAGAGCUGAUAGGUGGAUUCGUGCUAACAAAAAUCCAGUGACAAUGACAAGAUAUAGGUCCACUGGUUUGAUUGAAGGCUUGGAAUAUGAGCACAGAGUGACAGCCAUCAAUGCUCGUGGUGUUGGCAAACCUAGCCUUCUUUCUAAACCAGCAGUAGCAACUGAUCCAGUUGAUCCACCUGGAUCACCUCAAAACCCAAGAAUCACAGAUACCACAAAAUCUUCUGUGUCUUUGACCUGGAGUCCUCCAGAUGAAGAGGGUGGCUCUAAGGUUUCAGGCUAUUUAAUUGAGAUGCAAAAGGUUGGUUCAGUAACCUGGAUAAAGUGCAACACCACACCAUCUCUGAUCUGCGAAUAUACUUUGACACAAAUGCCACAAGGAGAGCAAUUCAAAUUCCGUGUCAUGGCUUGCAAUGCUGGUGGACCAGGUGAACCAGCUGAAGUACCAGGAGUUGUGACUAUAGCAGAGAUGCUUGAUCCUCCAAGUUAUGAUCUUGAGGCAAAGUACAAAGAUGUUCUUGUAGUCAGAUCAGGAGGAGUCAUCAAACUUUCUGUGCCUAUCAAAGGCAAACCUACUCCUACCUGCAAAUGGACCAAGGAUGGAUCGGAGGUGACUAAUCGUGCAAUGCUUGCCUCCAAUGAAGAUAUAAAUGAGCUUGUAAUUAAAGAUGCUGAAAGGUCUGAUUCAGGCAUUUACAAUCUCCAACUGGAAAACAAGUGUGGCAAAAAGACGGUAUCCAUCAAGGUUAAGGUAAUUGGCCGUUCAUCUGCACCGGAAGGCCCUCUCCGAAUCGAUGAAAUUCAAGCACAUUCUGUAAGACUUGGUUGGACACCUCCAGCAGAUAAUGGUGGUUCAGAAAUUGUUGGCUACAUUGUGGAGAGACGAGAAGCAUCAAAAGCAGCUUGGUAUACUGUUGACUCUCGGGUCAUUGAUACGUCUUUUGUAGUUAAAGGAUUACAAGAAAAUGUUGAAUACCACUUUAAGGUGACUGCAGAGAACCAGUUUGGAAUCAGUAACUCCUUGAAAUCUGAGGGAACAAUUGUACCAAAGACUCCAAUCUGUGUACCAGAGGCUUCAGGUACUCCACCAGAGAUCAUGGAUGUUACUAAGAGUUCUGCUGCUUUGGCUUGGACUAAACCCAAAGAUGAUGGUGGAUCUUGCAUUAUUGGUUACUACAUUGAGUACAAAGAAGUGUCAUCUGAUAAGUGGAUUCGUCAUGAGAAAAUGAUUACCCUAACAAUGUACACCCUCAGUGGACUCACCACUGAUGCUGAGUAUCAGUUCCGUGUUAUUGUUGUAAAUGCCAUUGGAGAGAGUGAACCAGGACCGGCAUCGGAUUCAGUAGUAUGCAAAGAUCCAUUUGAUAAACCAAGUCAGCCUGGAGAAAUUGACACAGUGACUGUAACAAAAGACUACAUUACAAUUCACUGGGAAGCUCCAGAGUGUGAUGGUGGAAAACCAGUCCUUGGUUACUGGAUUGAAUACAGAAAGUCUGGAGAGAGCACCUGGAAGAAAUGCAAUAAAGAGCGCACAAAGGAUAAAGAAUAUACUCAGGGGGCUUUACAAGAGGCAACUGAAUAUGAAUUCCGAGUAUUUGCUGAAAAUGAAACCGGAAUCAGUAGGCCACGCAGAACAGCAACUGGCAUUAAAACUAAACUAGGUGUUGGAUCUCAACCAGGUCUUAGGAAAGAGAUGGAUGAAGUGACUGCCAAACUUGGACAGACAGCAACUCUCAAAUGCCAGAUUAUUGGAAGACCUGUUCCAGAAAUAAAAUGGUAUAAGGGUGGAAAGGAAAUCAUGGAAGGCAACAAAUAUGCUGCAACAUCUGAUGGCCGCAACCAUACACUGACCAUUUCAACAGAUCAACAAGAAGAUGAAGGUCUGUACACAUGCAAGGCUGUGAAUGAAGCCGGAGAAUGUGAGACCAGUGGAACUCUAGUCCUUGAAGCAGCACCACAGUUCCCAGUGCCACUGAAAGACAAAUACUUUGCAACAUGUGGCAGCACGGUGCGCAUUCAUGUUGUUUACAUUGGUCGACCUCAGCCUAAGAUCAUGUGGCUUUAUGGUGCCAAAACCUUGGAGCCCUCUGAAAAUAUAAUUAUUGAAAAUACAGAGCAUUACACUCAUUUGAUUCUUAAGAACGUACAGCGCAGAGUACAUGGAGGAAAAUACAGAAUCAGAAUCAACAACCACUUUGGCUCUGCAGAUGCAGUGACUCAAGUUGAAAUCCUAGAUAAACCUGCUGUGCCAGAAGGUCCACUUGUUCUUGAUGCUCUAUUGAAGAAUUCAGUGAUCAUAAGCUGGAAAGCACCAAAGGAUGAUGGAGGAUCUAUGAUCACUAAUUAUAUUGUAGAAAAACGUGAAGACAAGGAGGAUGCAAAGUGGGAACUUGUAUCAUCAUCCAUCACAGGCACUUCAUGCAGAAUUCCAAACCUUGUUGAAAAUGAGGGGUACUUCUUCCGGGUUUCAGCACAAAAUCGUUAUGGCAAUAGUGACUUACUUGAGACUCCUUCUGCAAUCCUCAUCAAGAGUCAGCUAGAGAGGCCAGGAGCUCCAUUCAAACCAGUUGUCUCUGGACUGACCAAAAGCUCCUGUGUUGUUUCUUGGAAACCACCCCUCAUUGAUGGAGGCUCUAAAAUUAAGAACUACUGCCUUGAAAAGCAAGAUAAAAAGAAGGGUGAAUGGACUGUGGUGACAACAGAUGAAAUCCAUCAAACUGUUUAUUCUGUGAAGGGACUAACCGAAGGUGUAAUGUAUGAAUUCCGGGUGAAAUGCGAAAACCUUGGGGGAGAAAGUGAGUACAGCGAAGUGUCUGACCCUGUCAUUCCUAAGACUGACAUUGAUAUACAGGCUCCUGCCUUCAAGGAAGACCUCAGAAAUAUGAGUGUUAAAUUCAAAAGCAAUGCUACAUUUGUCUGCAAGAUAACAGGGCAACCCAAGCCUGUAAUAAAAUGGUUCAAGCGUGGUAAAGAAAUUCAGGCUGAUGGCACAAAAAUCAAGAUCCAAGAAUUUAAGGGUGGCUACCAUCAGCUUGUUAUUGCUGACUGUGAGGCAGAAGACUCAACUGUAUAUCAGAUCAGAGCAACAAACCAGGGUGGAUCUAUUUCUGCUACCGUUUCUUUAGAUGUUGAAGUCCCUGCUAAGAUUCACCUACCCAAGAAUCUGCAAGGAAAAGAGGCUAUCCCUGCCCUUCGCGGUGAAAUAGUUAACAUCAAGAUUCCAUUCAGUGGAAAACCAGAUCCAGUUAUCACCUGGCAAAAAGGACAAGAUCUCAUUGAUAACAAUGGACACUAUCAAGUCAUUGUCACAAGAUCAUUUACAUCUCUUGUAUUCCUGAAUGGAGUUGAACGAAAUGAUGCUGGUUUCUAUAUUGUAUGCGCCAAAAACAGAUUUGGAAUUGACCAACAAACAGUUGAGCUCGAUGUUGCAGAUGUACCUGAUCCACCACGUGGCAUCAAAGCCAGUGAUGUUUCUAGAGAUUCGGUUACACUUAACUGGGUGGCACCUGCCAAUGAUGGUGGCAGUAGAGUCACAAACUAUAUUAUUGAAAAGUGUGCCACCACAGCAGAAAGGUGGAUUCGUGUUGGCCAGUCUCGUGACACCCACUACACUGUUGUCAAUCUGUUUGGAAAGACAAGUUAUCAAUUCCGUGUCAUAGCUGAAAGCAGAUUUGGUCAAAGUGCACCAUCUGAGUCAAGUGGACCUGUUGUGACAAAGGAAGAUAAGUCGAGAAUGCUUAACUAUGAUGAAGAAGUAGAUGAUACCAGGUCUGUUUCCACGAGCAAAGCUCCUCACUCAGAAGCUAAAAAUCUUCACAACAAGUACAUGAUUGCUGAAGAGCUUGGUCGUGGACAGUUCAGUAUUGUACACAGGUGUGUUGAGAUCAGCUCUGAGAAGACUUACAUGGCCAAAUUUGUCAAAGUAAGAGGUGCAGAUCAGGCACUUGUGAAGAAAGAAAUUGCAACAUUGAAUUUGGCUCGCCACAAGAACUUCUUAUUACUACGCGAGUCAUUUGACAGCCCUGAAGAGUUGGUCAUGAUUUAUGAGUUCACCUCUGGUGUUGACAUAUUUGAGCGUCUUGGUACAGCUGACUUUGAGCUCAAUGAGCGUACAAUUGUUACCUAUAUCAGACAAGUGUGUGAAGCUCUUGAAUUCCUUCACAGCAAAAGCUAUGGUCACUUUGAUAUCAGGCCUGAAAAUGUAGUGUAUACCACAAGAAAAGGAACUAACGUCAAGAUUAUUGAGCUUGGACAAGCAAGACACCUUACACCUGGGGAGCAAAUCAAAAUUCAGUUUACCACUGCUGAGUUUGCAGCACCAGAAAUACAUCAAAAUGAGUUGGUUAGCACUGUAACCGAUAUGUGGUCCGUGGGUGUCCUUGUGUAUGUACUUCUCAGUGGACUUAAUCCAUUCACUGCUGAAACACAUCAGCAAAUGAUUGAGAGCAUUUCAAAUGCAGAGUACAGUUUUGAUGAUGAAGCCUUUAAGGAUGUAAGUGUUGAGGCACUAGACUUUGUGGACCGUCUACUUACCAAAGAGCGUAAACAUCGUAUGACUGCUGCUGAGGCUUUGAAUCAUCCUUGGCUGACAAUGAACACAGAACAGCUAAACACUAAGUCCAUCAAGAUUACACGUCACAAGCGAUAUUACCAAGCCAUGGCGAAGAAAGAAUGGAACACUGUUGUCUCAUCUGCUCGUGUUGCCAGUGGUGGUGCUAUCAGAAGUCAACGAGGAGUAACGGUUGCUAAAGUGAAGAUUGCACCAUUUGAACAUGGUCCAGUUGCAGGACAAAUUAAACACAGCCUUGCAGAUGAAGGUGAUGAUAUUAAAUUCAUCUGCAACAUUGACAAUUAUGAUAGCAGUACUGAAGUAACAUGGUACUGUGGAGUAAGACAAUUAGAAGAAAGUUCUAAAUACGAAAUUACUUAUGAAGAUGGCCUUGCUACCAUAACUAUCAAGGGAAUCACCCGACCUGAUGAUGGAACAUACAGAUGUAAAGUUGUCAAUGAGUAUGGUGAGGACAGCGCCUAUGCAGAGCUUUUUGUCAGAGGGGUAAGAUCCUAUCGUGAGUUCUUCACUACACGUGUGGUAAAGAAAGUCAAACGCAGAGUGGACACAACAAGAUUACUCCAAAGACCUCCUGAAUUUACUUUGCCUUUGUGCAACCGCACAGCUUACAUUGGAGAGAACGUACGCUUCGGUGUCACCAUCACAGUGCAUCCCGAACCUCGUGUAUUGUGGUUAAAAACUGGUCAAAAGAUUUUGCCAGGAGAUGAUGACAAGAAAUACACUUUUAUCACUGACAAGGGCCUGUAUCAGUUAAUUAUUCAUAAUCUUGAUCCAGAUGAUGCUGCAGAAUACACUGUGGUGGCACGGAAUAGAUUUGGUGAAGACAGCUGCAAGGCUCGUCUCACAGUGGUUCCUCGCCCUGCUCCUGCUGAUAACACCCUGAGACCCAUGUUCAAACGUCUUCUCGCUAAUUUGGAAUGCAAAGAAGGGCAGAGUGUACGCUUUGAAAUGCGAGUGUCAGGGCAUCCUUCAUUGAAAUGGGAGAAAGAUGGCAUGCCUUUGGCAUUUGGUCCACAAAUUGAAGUUGUCCACGAAGGCUUAGAUUAUUAUGUCUUGCACGUAAAAGAUACUCUUCCAGAGGAUUCUGGCACAUACCGAGUCAUUGCAACUAAUACAGCUGGGUCUGCAAGUUGCCAAGCCACCCUCAAAGUUGAACGUGUGAUACGCGUAAGGAAGGAAUUUGAGAGUGAGGAGGAUAAGAGGAAAAAACAAGAACAGCAAGAGAUUGAUAAGAAAGUAAGACUAACUCAGAUUCUUGCUGGUGCAGAUGUUACCCCACUUACUCCAGUUGCACAGCAAGCACUAAGAGAAGCUGCAACCAUGUUCAAGCCAGCAAUCACUACCAAGAAAGUGAAAAGUGAAGCUGAGGAAGCCAAAGAGAAAGAGGAGAAAAGGAAGAGAGCCGAGGAAAAAAGGUUAAGAAUGCCAUAUGAUGUCCCUCCACCACGUGUUGUUGGACCUACUGCUCUUGAGGAGGAUAUGGAAAUCAAGCACUUUGUGCCAUUUUCUGAUAUGAAGUGGUACAAGAAGCUUCGUGAUCAAUAUGAGUUCCCAGAGCCAAUGGAAAAAUUCCCCCAGAAAAGACUCAAACGUAUCCGGCUGUCAAGAUGGGAUCAGUUCUAUGAAGUACCCAUGCCAAGAAUUAAAGACCAAUACAAGCACAGAUGGCAUAUUCCAGUUUCACAGGAUGAUCUUGAGACUGUAAGACCAGCAAGACACCGCACACCUUCUCCAGAAAUGGAGUAUUACUACAGAAUGAGGAGACGUUCUCUUGGAGAUCUUUCUGAUGAGGAACUGCUUCUUCCAGUUAAGGAUUACCUGUCAAUGAAGAGAACAGAAGAGGAAAGGCUUAAACUUGAGGAUGAACUUGCGUUAGGCUAUUCUGCUUCCCCACCAAGUCUGAGCCCUGUACGCUUUGAACUCUCUGCACUACAGCAUCCACCAAAGAGAGUUGUAUAUGAUGAUGAGGAGAAAAAAGAGGAAGUUCCAACAUACGACUCUUAUCGUAUUCCCUCGAAAUACGAGGCAGGUCCAAGCUAUAUCGACCUGCGUCAACGUCAUGAUAAGACAACAUACAGACCUCCAAGAGAAAAGCAAAGAUUAUAUGAAGAAAAAGAGGAUCAUGAACUGCUUAGGUCAGUAACUACCACCACAAGAUUGACAUCCUAUAAGACCCAACUACAGCACAUAGAGUUUGAGGAAAAAACAAAGGUGAAAAGAAAAGAGAAAACAAAAGUUUCUGUAUCUGCAUCAAGCGAGCGAGCAGCAACUGAUAUUUCUACAUCAUUUUCUUCUGGCUAUGUCAAAGUGACUCGUCCUAAAUCUGAGAAACUUUCUGCAGCUGUGGCUGAAAAAGAAGUGGUAAUUGCUAGAACAUAUUCACCGGAAAAGACACGCCCACGUUCCCCCAGCCUUGAUUCAUUUGAAAAGGCAGCCUCUACACAAGACCUGUCAACAAAGGUUGAUUAUAUGUCAAGGUAUGAGUCAAAAAAGAAAGCAUUAAAAACUGAGAGGAAGUUUGAAGUUGUGACCCAGGAGCCUUUCAGCCUUGACCAUGCUCCCAGAGUGACUGUAAGAAUGCGCUCACACCGUGUGCCAGUUGGUCAAAACACCAAAUUUACCCUAAAUGUUCAAUCUAAGCCAGAUGCACAGAUUAAAUGGUACCACAAUGGGCUACAGAUUGAAGAAAGCAGAAAGUACCGCAUGUUUAACAUGAGUGGUGUUUUGUCUCUUCAAAUCAUUGAUUGUCAGGAAGAGGACAGUGGCACCUAUCGUGUUGUUUGCACAAACGCAAAGGGAGAGGCCUCUGACUAUGCCACUCUUGAUGUAGCUGAAGGCGUGUUCUCUGCAUAUGCCUCACAGCGCAAAGAUGAGGAACCACCAACACCCUUUGUCCCUGAGAUGACAAAAACUGAUGUUUAUCAGGUUUCCACAACCAAAGCAGCAACCACAUCAGAAGCUGCAGUAUCAGAAAAAGUUGCAGUAUCUGAAACUAAAAGUAAGACCAUGGAGACUGUCGUUAAGGAGGAGUAUGCAACAUCUGAGGUCAAGCUUGAAGCUAUGGAAGUGACCACAGUUGAGAAAGUCGUGGUUGAGAAAACAUCUUCAACCGCACUUGAAGCUACAAAAAUGACAAUGGUAGAGGAAAAGGUGGUUGAGAAAAAGAAGUCUACUUUUCCAGCUUCAAUUCUAACUAAACCACAGUCACUCACAGUAUCAGAGGGAGAAUCAGUCAAAUUCACGUGUGAUGUUAAUGGAGAUCCUGCACCCACUGUAACAUGGCUACGAGAGGCGCAAGUAAUUGUGUCAUCUCAUCGUCACCAUAUUACCUCAGUGGAAUAUAAAUCUACUUUCGAGAUUACCCAAGUUGAAACUUCAGAUGGAGGUAAUUACACUGUAGUGGUAGAGAAUGCUGAAGGUAAACAGGAGGCACAGUUCAGUCUGACUGUUCGUAAACCAACACCUGUACAAAAAGUUGUUGCUUCACCUCCAAGAGUAAAGUCACCAGAGUCUCCCCGUAUAAAAUCACCAAUGGGAAUUAGGUCUCCACUGAGAAUGAAAUCACCUGAGCCAAUCAAAUCUCCGCCGAGAGUAAAGUCUCCACCCACACCAAAAUCACCUACAUCCAAACCAGUUUUCUCAUCAGAACUGAAAGACAUAUCAGCUUCCGCAGAUUCUAUUAUAAAGCUUACAGUGAAAAUGACUGGUGAACCUAAACCAGUGAUCACCUGGAUGAAGGAUGGAAAGAUACUCACUCAGGGAGGAAGAUAUGAAAUCUAUGAAGAACAUGGUUCAGCACAUCUUGAAAUCUAUGAAUCUGAUGCCGCUGAUAGUGGAGUGUACACAUGUACAGCCAAAAACACUGCUGGAUCAGUUACUACAAAAUGCACCGUUACCAUUAAAGCAAAAACGUCAGCAGUUGCAUUGGAAAGAAAAACUGAACUGACUGAGCAAUUACUGAAAAAAGAAAUCGCCUAUGAGGAAGUGCAGUCUUUUAAAGAAAUCAAAGCAUCAAAAACCCAAGUGAAAAUGAGUGAGGGUCAGACUGUCACACUACGAGCGAGCAUCCCAGGGGCAUCUGAUGUGAAGUGGAUCCUGAAUGGAAUUCAGCUAUCAAAUUCGGAAAACUACAGAUAUGGCGUGUCAGGCAACGAACACACAUUGACAAUUAAAAGUGUCAGCCACCGCGACCAGGGAAUUCUCACAUGUGAGGCCAGAACUGAGCAUGGUGUGGUCAGGUGCCAGUUUGACAUAACCAUCAGUGAAAUGCGUUCUGCACCAAAUUUCCUUGUGCAACCACAUUCCCAGAAUGUUAAUGAGGGACAAAAUGUCACUUUCUCCUGUGAAAUCACUGGUGAACCUACUGACAUUGAGUGGCUCAAGGAUAACACAUUGGUAACAGUUACAUCAAACAUAAAACUAAGCCGGACUAAGAGUGUCUACAAACUUGAGAUUCACAAUGCUGCCAUUGAAGACAGUGGAAAAUAUACAAUCAUAGCAAAGAACAAAUAUGGACAGUGCUCCGCAACAGUAUCACUGAAUGUGCUUACUCUGGUUGAGGAACCUGCCAAAAUGGUAAUUAUGGAGAGAAGUUCUGAUGCUACCAGCAUCCAAGGCAGCUUAUCUGCCAAGCAUGCCAUUUCAAAAAUGCAAGAGACGUCCUUCAGCAGCGGCAGCAUGUCUGCGGUUAAAUUUGAGAGCAUGUCAGCAUCUAGCAUGUCCUCCAUGUCGUCUGAAGCGAGGGCGUCUAUGAGCUCUAGCAGUAUGAUGGCUAUGAGUUCCAGCAGUAUGAUGGCAAUGUCCAGUCACUCGCAUGUUGAGGGGUCAUCCAUCAGAGCAAUUACUCGUGGCCUGAAAGGCAUACCACCAAAGAUAGAAGCCGCCCCUGAGAAUAUCAGCAUCGAGUCCGGAAAGGUCCUGACUGUAGCAUGUGCUUUUAUCGGAGACCCAACCCCUUCCGUAGAAUGGAUACAUUCAGGAAAGACACUGUCCAGCAAGGAGGGGAGCGGAAGGUUCCGGAUCGAAAAUUCUGAAGAUCUCACCACUCUUGUUAUAAGUAGCGUGAAAGAGACUGAUGCUGGAGCAUACACCUUGAAACUGUCCAAUGAGUUCGGAUCAGAUACCACCACUGUUAAUGUCCGCAUUCGAUCUAUGUAAAAAAAAUUAUAUAAUAGUAAUACAACCCUCACCCCAUUUCCCUCAUUCAGUACCUUUCUAUUUAUAGAAUGAGAAAAAAAGAAACUCUUCUAGAUGUCUGUUCUUGUAAAUAUGAACUAUUUUUAUACCAAACUUGACAUAAAUUUUUGCCAAACUAGACUAAAGUCUAAAGUUGUUAUAAAAUGUGCCAUAUUGGAUGAUUAUGACCAGAGGUUCUGCAACAUUUUGUGACAUGUACAUAAUGUAUAUAGCCGAAUUUACCGGUUAUGGAAAAUGUAUGCAUUGUUAUUUAUGACAAACAAAUGGAACUAAAUGUUUAACAGGAGAAAGUUUCGCACGAAACGAAUACCCUGUUAAACCCGAAACGAAACGAAACUAUGUGCCUCAACAGUAAGUUGAAGUCUUAAGUUUGCCUCAACAGGUAGAGAGGCUCCCUGUUGAAGUUUGACUAAAAUCAGCAAGACAAAGUUAUGCACUGUGCAUUUGUGCGUGCAGCAAUGCAGCACACAAGAAUUUAAGACCUGAACGUAAGACCUUGAAUGUUGUUUGCAUAAUACCCUCAUGUAAGCAACAUGACUAGGCCUUGUGCUCAGACUGACAAAGUCAUACCGCCAUUUUGAUGACACGCUCAAUGUGCAAGCGGCCUGCACAACGAGCUCAUGAUAACGUUUGUGCGCGGUUUCUGACAAAGGACUGCUUGAAUUUUGAUUUUAGGAAGUAACAUCACCUGGCCAUUUAAUGUAAAAUCGAUUCGAGUACUUCUCAGGCAGAAGCCGUGCCAACUCUUGGAGGAUUGCUAGGUUAUAUUUUGUGUGUUUGUGUGUGUGUUAGCAUUAGAAUCUCGGUUUGUCAGUAGUCAGGGUAUUCAUCAGGCAACGUACCGCAGAGCCUUCAUGUGCUAUGCAAAGAAAAGAAAAAUAUGUAUGAAUGUAAUACCCUGCACAUUGAAUUAUUAGAAAUAAUUGAUGUAGUAUUACCCAUAUAUUCAGCCUCCUUGAGUUUAAUGAAUUAUUGUUUUAAUAAAGCAUGUUUUCAGCACCAUAAAA